This is a messenger RNA of Cottoperca gobio, 81984 nucleotides long. It is a transcript of the gene ttn.1, whose product is annotated as titin, tandem duplicate 1. NCBI's taxonomy places the organism in Eukaryota, Metazoa, Chordata, Actinopteri, Perciformes, Bovichtidae. The coding region runs from base 223 to 80994 and encodes 26923 amino acids. The transcript is spliced from 216 exons. Gene Ontology annotation, cellular component: M band. Gene Ontology annotation, molecular function: protein binding; ATP binding; protein kinase activity. The record is from RefSeq and is a predicted model, not a curated record. Gene Ontology annotation, biological process: cardiac muscle tissue development; protein phosphorylation; sarcomere organization.
CCCAGCCUUGCCUCGGGUGGAGGGAUCGUACAGAGGGAAACAAAACUGCACAAACUGUGUAGUUUUGUUUUAUCAGGAGGAAGGGGUUUGGAGGCUCGACUGUUCUCACCUUUGGAUUUUUGUGGAAAGCGUUUCAGGAUAAGGAGCCAGUUUCCUGUCUGAGACACCAGGGCUCGUCCCAUCAGUCUGAGGCACCUUUGUGGAGACAAGGUGCCGACCAACAUGUCCACACAGGCGCCGACGUUCACGCAGCCGCUGCAGAGCGUCGUGGCACUAGAGGGUAGUGCCGCGACGUUCGAGGCUCAAGUUAGCGGUUCUCCAGUUACCGAGGUGAGCUGGUUCCGUGAUGGCCAGGUUCUUACCGCUGCGGCUUUGCCCGGCAUUCAGAUCUCGUUCAGCGACGGCCGUGCUGUUCUGAGGAUCCCCGCUGUGACCGCCGCACACAGUGGGAGAUUCUCAGUCAGAGCAACCAACGGCGCUGGACAAGCCACGAGCACCGCUGAACUCCUUGUUACAGCGGAGACGGCGCCCCCCAGCUUCCUGCAGAGGCUGCAGAGCUCCACGGUACGGCAGGGCAGCCAGGUGAAGUUGGACGUCCGCGUCUCCGGCAUCCCGAUCCCCGUGGUGAAGUUCUACAGAGAGGGAGCCGAGAUCCAGAGCUCGGCCGACUUCAGGAUCCUCCAGGAGGGAGACCUGCACAGUCUGCUGAUCGCUGAGGCUUUCCCAGAGGAUUCUGGGACGUAUUCUGUGACCGCCACCAACAGCAGCGGACGGGCCACCUCCACAUCCGAACUGCUGGUUCAGGGUGAAGAAGCCAUUCCAGCAAAGAAAACCAAAACAAUGAUUUCAACCUCUCAGAUUUCACAGAGCCGUCAGACCCGAGUGGAGAAGAGGAUGGAGGCCAGUUUCCAGGCAACCGCCAUGAUGGAGAUGCAUGUGGAGGGCGGUGAGCUGGCUCAGCAGCUGGCUCACAAGACUCCGCCCAGAGUUCCUCCCAAACCCGCGUCCAAGUCUCCAACUCAGUCCUCGCUGGUCGCCAAGGUGACCGGAGGACGCCAUCAGUCGUCGUCACCUGUCAGACACGUGAAGGCGCCCACGCCCACGCCUGUCAGGACUGCCUCUCCCACUUCAAGACUCUCAGUCUCCCCCAUCAGGCCGGUGAAGUCCCCCAUCAGUUCACGCAAGCUGGCGGCCGCCGGCGUCGACGUCCUGCCGCCCUGGAAGCAGGGAGAGGCCGACUACGCCAGCAUGACCUGUAUGACCAGCAUGACCAGCAUGACCAGUAUGAGCAGUAUGAGCAGUAUAAGCAGCAGCACCGUCACCCAGCUGGGCCAGGAGCAGCUCUGGGAGCAGCAGGUCACCGGGGUCACAGAGGCUGGGGGGGGCAAACGAGCCGGGGCAGUGGCCACGGUGGUGGCCGCCGUAGACCUUGCUCGUGUCCGUCAGCCUGUGCAUGUGGAGGGCGGCGAAGCUGAAGAGGACGCAGCCGUAGAGGCGGAGCUAAGGCAGCAGUCUGCCGCCACCGCCGCCGAUCAACAGUAUCGAGCCGGCUGGACGACAACGAGAGCGCAGGCUGUUAUUACACCUGAACCUGCCCCGCUGCUGCCUCAGGUUGUGGAGGCAGCAGCCGUCCCGUCUGCAGGCGGCGCCGUACUCCCUGCCACGCUGGUGUCGGGCCUGAAAAACACGAAUGUGACGGAGGGCGAGUCGGUGACGCUGGAGUGCCAGAUCAGUGGCCACCCCACCCCCAUCAUCCUGUGGUUCAGAGAGGACUACAAGAUUGAGAGCUCCAUCGACUUUCAGGUCAGCUACACGAACGGAUUCGCCCAGCUGGUGAUCCGCGAAGCGUUCGCCGAAGACAGCGGCCGCUUCACCUGCACCGCCACCAACGAGGCGGGCACCGUCAGCACCUCCUGCUACCUGCUCGUCCAGGUGUCCGAGGACAUCGAGAGCAGAGAGGAAGUCGCUGUCAGCACCGAACACGUUGAGACUGUUACGACACUAGUAACCGAAGAAGCCAGAGAGGAGACCAUGUCUCAGGUGAGCGUGGCCGAGUCCGACACUGCGGCCGCCGCUCCCUUCUUCAUCAAGACGCCCAGUGUGCAAGAGCUGGUGGAGGGAGGAAGUGUAUUGUUUGAGUGCCAGGUCGGGGGGAGCCCCAAACCCCACAUCAUCUGGAAGAAGAGCGGCGUACCGCUCACUACCGGAUACAGAUAUAAAGUUGCCUACAAGAAGGAGACCGGAGAAUGCAAGCUGGAGAUCUCCAUGACCUUCGCCGAUGACGCCGGAGAAUACUCCGUCUUUGUGAAGAACCAGCUCGGAGAAGUGUCAGCCUCCGCCAAUCUGCUAGAGGAAGAGGAAUACGAAGCCUACAUGAAACAGGAAGCGACCUUUAAGACUGAAAUGACAGCCGCGGUGCAAGAGCCCUCAGUGGGGGACGUCCCCCCCGUUGUCAUCACCACUGUGGAGCAGAUGACCACCACCAUUAUAUCCGGACAGGACUUCCAUCUUUCUGCCAUCGAGCAGAGGAUCAUCCACGAGUACGAACUCGUCAUUAUGAAGAUUACCUACAGAGAGAUCGUGACAGAGGACGGAGAGCUGAUCGUCACCGCUGACCCCACCGAGGCCAUGCAGCCUACCUUCGACACCCCCGUUAAAAACUACAGGAUCAUGGAGGGCAUGGGCGUCACCUUCCACUGCAAGACAGCCGGGAUGCCCCUCCCCAAGAUUGCUUGGUAUAAAGACGGCCAGCGCAUCAGGUCCGGUGACCGUUACCAGAUGGAGGUUCUUCAGGAUGGACGCGCCAGUCUGCGCCUGCCUGUGGUGCUGCCGGAGGACGAGGGCGUGUACACCGCCUUUGCCACCAACAUUAAAGGAAAUACCAUCAGCUCUGGGAAGCUCUACGUGGAGCCGUCCGGAGCUGGGGCGCCUCAGAGAUACACACCGCAGCCGGCCAUGCAGAGGAUCAGAUCCACGUCUCCUCGCUCUCUGAGCCGCUCUCCUGGACGUUCUUCCAGCCGCUCGCCUGGGCGCUCUCCUGCCCGCCGGCUGGAUGAGACGGACGAGGCUCAGCUGGAAAGACUCUACAAGCCUGUGUUUGUCAUGAAGCCGGCCUCGAGUAAAUGCUCUGAGGGGCAAACUGCCCGGUUUGACCUGAAGGUCGUCGGCAGACCGAUGCCCGACACAUACUGGUUUCACAACGGACAACAAGUGGUGAGCGACUACACCCACAAGAUCGUGGUUAAAGAGGACGGGACCCAGUCCCUGAUCAUCGUGCCGGCCCUGCCACACGACUCUGGAGAGUGGACCGUGGUGGCUCAGAACCGAGCCGGACGCUCCAACAUCUCCGUCACCCUCACUGUCGAUGCUAAAGAAACGCUGGUGCGUCCCCAGUUCACAGAGAAGCUGAAGAACCUCAGUGUGAAGCAGGGCACGCUGGUGGAGCUGGCAGUUAAAGCCAUUGGAAACCCUCUACCGGAUAUCGUCUGGCUGAAAAACAGUGACAUUAUCUCACCACACAAGCACCCAAACAUCCGGGUUGAAGGGACCAGAGGAGAAGCCAAAUUCCAGAUUCCCUCAGCAGCCGGCGCAGACAGUGCCUGGUACACGGCCACAGCCAUCAACAAGGCUGGCAGAGACACCACCCGCUGCAGAGUCAACGUGGAGGUGGACUACGUAGAGCCCGAACCAGAGAGGAAGCUCAUCAUUCCCAAAGGAACAUACAAGGCCAAGGAGAUUGCCGCUCCUGAGUUGGAGCCGCUUCAUAUGCGAUACGGACAGGAUCAGUGGGAAGAGGGCGACCUCUACGACAAAGAGAAGCAGCAAAAGCCACAGUUUAAGAAGAAGCUGACCUCCAUUCGGAUGAAGCGCUUCGGCCUGGCUCACUUUGAGUGCAGGCUGACUCCCAUCGGUGACCCCACCAUGGUGGUGGAGUGGCUGCAUGACGGGAAACCCCUGGAAGCCGCCAACAGGCUGCGCAUGGUCAACGAGUUUGGCUACUGCAGUCUCGACUAUGAAGCUGCGUACGCCAGAGACAGCGGCGUCGUCACCUGCAGAGCCACAAACAAGUACGGGGUCGACCAGACGUCGGCCACGCUGAUGGUCAAGGACGAGAAGGGCCUUGUUGAGGAAACGCAGCUUCCUGAAGGCAGGAAGGGCGUACACAGGAUGGACGAGAUGGAGCGCCUGGCUCACGAGGGAGGACCUGCAGGAGUCACCACUGAUGAUGAAUUUGAAAAGACCAAACCGGAGAUCGUGCUUCUUCCUGAACCCGCCAGAGUUAAGGAGGGCGACACGGCUCGCUUCCGCUGCAGAGUCACCGGGUACCCGUCACCAAAGGUCAACUGGUACCUCAACGGGCAACUCAUCCGCAAGAGCAAGAGAUACAGGCUACGGUAUGACGGCAUUUACUACCUGGAGAUCACUGACAUUAAAUCUUAUGAUUCAGGAGAGGUCAAAGUGGUGGCGGAGAACAACCUGGGCUCAGCCGGGCACACAGUGAAGCUGGAGAUCCUAGAGAAGGAGGACUUCAGGACUCACCUGCGCCGUGCCCCCGAGGGGAAGGCCGCCGAGGCCGCACCCGAACCUGGCAAAACCACGUUUGAAGUGGUGAAAACUGAGAAACCCGUAGACGAUUCGCAGCUGAAAGAGGUGGUGAAGCUGAAGAAGGCCCAGAGGAUCGUGCAUGAGAAAGCCACAGAGGAGUCGGACGAGCUGCGAGGGAAGUUCAAGCGCAGGACAGAGGAAGGAUAUUACGAGUCCAUCACUGCCGUGGAGCUCAAGUCACGCAAGAAGGACGAGUCCUACGAGGGACUGCUGAGGAAGACAAAGGAGGAUCUGCUCCACCGUGCAAAGGCUCAGGAGGAGGCAGCGAAGAAGGAGGAGGAGGAGCGCCGCAAGGUGACAGCGAAGCCUCUGAAACCUGAACGGGUGAAGCUCUCCGCCAGCAUGGAAGCUCCCAAGAUCCUGGAGCGCAUCACCAGCCAGACGGUCGCACAGGGCGACGAGGUCAAGUUCAGAGUCCGGGUCGUCGGCAGGCCGGAACCGGAGUGCCAGUGGUUCAAGAAUGGCGUGCAGCUGGAGAAGACCGAGCGUGUGAACUGGUACUGGCCCGAGGAUCAUGUGUGUGAGCUGGUGAUCAGAGACGUGCGGGCAGAGGAUUCUGCCAGCGUCAUGGUGAAGGCUACGAGCGCUGCUGGAGAGACUUCCAGCCACGCUUUCCUUCUGGUGCAAGGAAAGCAGGUGAUCAGCUUCACACAGGAGCUGGAGGAGAUCAACGCCAAAGAGAAGGACACCAUGGCCACCUUCGAGUGUGAGACCAACGAGCCCUUUGUGAAGGUCAAAUGGCUGAAGAACAACGAGGAGAUCUUCUCCGGAGACAAAUACAGGAUGCACUCUGACAGAAAGGUCCACUUCCUGUCUGUGCUGACAAUCAACAUGAAGGAUGACGCAGAGUUCACCUGCAUGGUGAUAGACGACGACGUGAGGACGACGGCCAAGAUCAACGUGGAAGGAGCUCCUCUGGAGAUACUGAAGCAGCUGGAGAGCACCGAGGUCCCUGAGACUUACUCCGGAGAGUUUGAGUGCGUGGUGUCCCGCGAGGACGCUGAAGGCAGCUGGUUCUUUGGAGAGAAGCCGCUCUCUGCCAGCAGUAAAUACGUCAUGUCCUUCCGCCGUGGAAGACACACCCUGUCUGUCAAAGACGUGAAGAAGGGGGACCAGGGAAAAUACUCCUUCAAAGUGGGCGAGUUCAAGACCAGCGCCUCCCUGAAGAUGAAACUGCGUCCGGUGACGCUGAUGCAGCCUCUGGCUGACCUGACGGUGUGUGAGGGCGACAUCGCUCAGCUGGAGGUGAAGUUCUCGCAGGAGAACGUGGAGGGAGGCUGGAUGAAGAAUGGACAGCCAGUCACAACCUCCAGCCGUCUGCAUGUUGUUAUCGACAAACAGGUCCACAAACUGCUGAUCGAAGACACCAUCAAGGACGAUUAUGGGAUGUACUCCUUUGUGGUUCCUGAUCACGCCAUCUCCACCUCCGCAAAGCUCGUCAUUCAGACGAUCGGCGUGUUGGUCCCGCUGAAGGACACAAGUGCUAUUGAAGGCACCAAAGCCGUUCUGGAGACCAAGAUCUCUGCACAGGACGUCCGCUCCGUCAAAUGGUACCAUAACGACAAGCUGCUGAUGGCCAGCGACCGCGUCCAGAUGGUGUCAAAGGGCGCCAAGCAGCGCCUGGUGUUCAACCGCACCUUCGCGUCCGACGAGGGACGCUACAAGCUGGUGGUGGGUCGAGCCGACACCAGCUGCAAAUUCUCUGUGCAGACCGUGCAGAUUGUGAAGCCCAUACAGGACAAGGAGUGCUCGGAGUCGCAGAACGUCACGUUCGAGGUGGAGAUUUCUCACCCGGGCAUCGACGCCUUCUGGACCUUCAAGCGGCUGCCGCUCAAAGCCGGCGCCAAGUACAAGAUGGUGUCCAAGAACAAGCAGCACACGCUGACCAUCAUGAAUGCCAUGAAAGACGAGGAGGGCGAGUACAUGUUCGCCGCCGGAGAGAGGAUGUGCAGCGCCUCGCUCACCGUGUCAGGGGGCGCCAUCAAGAAGCCGCUGCACGACCUCAUGGUGGCCGACUCGCAGACGGCGGUGCUGGAAUGCGAGGUGGCCAACCCGUCCGCGGAGGGGAAGUGGCUGAAAGACGGGAACGCUGUGGACUUCAACGAGAACACGCUGAGCGAGUUGAACGGCGCCGUCAGACGUCUCGUCAUCGGCAUCACCAAAGCCACCGACGUGGGCGAGUACACGUACCAGGUGGCCACGUCCAGGACAUCGGCCACCCUGAAGGUGGAGGCUGUUAAGAUCAAGAAGACGCUGAAGAACCUGAACGUGGUGCAGACUCAGGAAGCCGCCUUCAGCCUGGAGCUGACGCACAAGGACGUGAGGGGAGCGCAGUGGAUCAAGAACGGUGUGGAGAUCCUGCCCAGCGACAAGUAUGACAUCACCAUCGAAGGCACUGUGCACACGCUGAGAAUCAAGAACUGCAGCGCGCACGACGAGUCCGUGUAUUCCUUUAAGCUGGGGAAGCUGUCGGCUAGCGCCCGGCUCAACGUGGAAGGCAUCAAGAUCCUGAAGAAGCCCAAGGACGUGACGUCUCUGCUGGGGGCGACCGCCGUGUUUGAGCUGGGCCUCUCCGAGGACGACAUCCCCGUGAGAUGGAUGUUCAACAGCAUGGAGCUGCGGCCCAGCGAGAGCUACAGGAUGCUGUCUGAGAAGAAGAACCACAAGCUGAUCGUCCAGGACAUGGACAACAGCAAGCAGGGGGAGUACACCGCCGUGGUAGGCCACCUGACCUGCAGCGUGCACCUCACCGUCGAGUCCCUGCGCGUCACCAAACCCCUGAAGAGCGUGCAGGUCCCUGAGACGCAGGUGGCCACGUUCGAGUGUGAGGUGUCUCACUUCAACGUGCCGUCCACGUGGCUGAAGGACGGCGUGGAGAUCGAGAUGAGCGAGAAGUUCAGGAUCGUCGUUCAGGGGAAACUGCACCAGCUGAAGAUCACGAACACCAGCAGGAACGACUCCGCAGAGUACACCUUCGUCUGCGGGAACGACCGCGUCUCUGCAACGCUCACCGUUAGCCCCAUUCUCAUCUCAACGAUGCUGCAGAACCUGAACACUCAGGAGAAAGAUACAGUGACGUUUGAGGUGAACGUCAACUACGAGGAUGUCACGUACAAAUGGCUGAAGAACGGCGUGGAGAUCCGCUCCACGGACAGAUGCCAGGCACGCUGCAAGCAGCUCAUGCACACGCUGAGCAUCAGGAACGUUCACUUCGGAGACAGCGCCGAGUACAGCUUCACGGCCGGCUCUGCACUCACCACGGCCAAACUCUACGUGGAGUCCCGCGUGGUCGAAUUCACCAAACAGCUGAAAGACCUGAAGAUCACGGAGAAGAAGAGAGCGACUUUCGAGUGUGAAGUUUCUGAGCCCAACAUUCAGGUGAUGUGGAUGAAGGACGGUCAGGAGCUGGAGAUGUCCGACAGAUAUAAAAUGACCUCUGAUAAAUUUGUGCACCAUCUGAUCCUGCCGUCGGUCCGCCUGUCUGACGCCGGGGAAUACACCGCCGUGGCCGGGUCCAGCAUGUCCAAGGGAACACUGGGAGUCCUGGGCCGGGACAUCAAGAUCUCCGAGCCCGCCAGCAGGGACAUCACUGUUGUUGAGAAACAAAGAGCGACCUUUGAGUAUGAGGUGAACGAGGACGACGUGGAUGGCCGCUGGAUGAGGAACGGAGUGGAGAUCCAGGUCUCGGUGGAGGAGAGGUUCAAUUACGCCACCAUCAGGAAGCUGCACCGCCUCACCAUCUCAGAGACAUACAGGAGCGAUGCCGGCGAGUACACCUUCAUCGCCGGCAAGAACAGGAGCACCAUGAAUCUUCAUGUUAGACUGCCGGAGCCUCCUCAGAUCGUCCGGCAGAUGCAGCCACAGAAGGCAACGUCAGGUCGAUCGGUGCGCUUCUCGGUGCAGGUGAGCGGCCUCCCGAUGCCUCAGGUGUCCUGGUACAAAAACUCCCAGGCGCUGUCCACCGGCUACAAAUGCAAGUUCCUCCACGACGAAGACGAGCACACGCUGAUGCUGCUCGAAGUCUUCCCCGAAGACGCUGCCGUCUACAGCUGCGAGGCCAAGAACGACUACGGAGAGGCGACGAGCUCCGCCGCUCUCACUGUGGAAGUUCCUGAGGUGGUUGAAGCCGUGUCCCAGGUGUCUGUUCCUGUCCUCGGCUCCCCCCUGAGGGACAUCCUGGUCGCAGAGGGACAGCCUGCCCAGUUCCAGUGCACUGUCUCUGGGGAAGAUGUGCAGGUUUCCUGGUUCUGUGGCGACAGAGAGAUCAGGCAGUCAGCCAUAUUCAAGAUGUCUCAUUAUGGUGAGACCUGCCAGCUCGACAUUUCCAAAGCUCUCCCCAACCACGAGGGGGAGUACUCAUGUGUCGCCACAAAUUCAGCAGGAAUGGUCACAUGUGCUGCGACUCUGAACAUCGACGUCACUGCAGAGCAGCAGGAACCUGGUACUCAGGUCCGGGAAGAAGUGAAAGUAAAACCUGUGUUCAGGCACAGGAUUGCCCCUGUGGAGAUCAACAUUGGUAGUAUUGCCAAGUUUGAAUGUGAAAGUGAGGACGCUCCCAAUGUAAGCUUCAAGUGGUUCAAAGAUGGACAAUCCAUCAAAGAGGGUGAUAAGUACAGGAUCAUCAGUCGCUUCAGGACCUCGUGUCUGGAGCUGCUGAGCCCACACAAGGACGAUAGUGGUGAAUACUCCUGCAAGGCAUCCAACCAGCAUGGCAGUGACGAAUGCUCAGCCUCUCUCAAUGUGACGGAGCAUUGCCCUCCCUCCUUUAUAAAUAAACCUGACCCUCAGACUGUGUAUGUUGGGAAGAUGGCACAGAUACAGUGUGUAAUAGCAGGAUCUGCUCCACUGAAUGUUGUCUGGCACAAAGACGACCAGACCUUACCCAAAGUGCCGACACACUACCAAACAUCUUGUGAAAAGAGUAAGCACACUCUUGAGAUAACCAAACUUGAGCCAGCGGACCAGGGGCUUUAUGUGUGCAAGGCGUCCAACAAUGUUGGGACAGCUGAGAGCAGCAUGGAGCUGCGUGUUAUUGAUAAGCCCAGCUUUGUGCAGCCCCUCGGCUCGGUGGCCGCUGUGGUCGGAGCUCCUCUGCACCUGGAGUGUCAGGUGGACGAGGACACUGGAGUAACUGUCACCUGGACCAGAGGUGGUAGAAAAGUCCACCAGUCUCCAGACUGUAAACUGUCUUUUGAGGAUAAGACAGUUACUCUUGAUAUCCUAAAGACCACACUGAAAGAUUGUGGAGAUUAUGUGUGUACGGUGACAAAUGAAGCUGGGAGUGCAACAUGCUCCACCUCUGUGAAAGUUCAAGAGCCGCCAGUCUUCGUAAAGAGACUGGAGGCCACCACAGUCUGGAAGCAGGGCAGCACUGCACGUCUGCAGUGCACCGUCAAAGGGUCGCCUGAACUUCAUACCACCUGGUUCUUUAAUAACAGCCAGCUGUCUGCUGGUGGCAGAUAUGAGAUCUGUCUGAAGGACGGGGUCACAACACUUGAGAUAAAGGAUGUCACGUUGCGUGACUGUGGAAACUUUACCUGUGAAGUUCUCAAUGAGUCUGGCUGUGAAAGCUGCAGCACUAAAGUGACAGUGAAAGAACCGCCAUCUUUCAGAAAGGAGCUUCUCUCCUUAGAGGCAGUCCGAGGGUCUGUAGCUGUACUGGAGUGUGAGAUUGCAGGCUCUGCACCAUUUGAGGUGGCUUGGAAAAAGAAUAAGACACGCCUGUCAGCAGACAAGAAGCACAGGCUCCUGUCACAGGGUUCCCUGAGCUCUCUGGAGAUCCUUUCGUUUGAGAGCGCUGACGCUGGGGAAUAUGAAUGUGUCGUAUCUAAUGAGGUUGGGUCAGUAACCUCAAAGUCUUUCGCUAAACAGAGAGAGCCACCAAUGUUCUCAAAGAGGGUUGAAAGUGCUACAGCAGUGUUGAGAAAUACAGUGAAGCUGCAGGGAACCCUAAAAGGUUCUGCGCCCAUCACUAUCAAAUGGAUGAAAAACUCUGAGCUGCUACGAGAUGACGAUCCAAAUGUCAAAAUGACAUUUGAGAACAACAUUGCUAGCAUUUCCUUCUCAUCUUGUGACAUAAAGCACGGUGGCAAGUACACUUGCCUUGCCGAAAAUGAGGCGGGACAGCAGAAAAGUGAAGCUGUCUUAACAAUUCAAGAGCCUGCUAGCAUCUUAGAGAAAGCUGCGUCCAUCAGUGUGACCGCAGGUGACUCUGCCACACUGGAGUGCACAAUUUCUGGAAGCCCAGACCUCAAAGUGAAGUGGUUCAAAGACGGCAAGGAGAUGAUCAGUGGCCGUAAAUAUAAGAUGGUUGUGAAGGAGAACAUGGCCAUCUUAAAGAUUCUCACAGCCGAUAAAGGAGACACCUCAGAGUACAAGAUGGAGGUGUCCAAUAAAGUGGGGAAAGACGAGUGCAGCUGCUCAGUCACCAUUAUAGAUCGUGCCGUUCCACCUUCCUUCACCAAAUCUCUAAAGAAAGUGGAUGGCAGUAUUGGUAAUAAUGUUACCUUGGAGUGCAGAGUUGCUGGAUCUCAGCCAAUGAUUGUUUCUUGGUACAAAGACAACAAGGAAAUCCACAGCAAUGGCAAAUAUAAGAUGGAUUUCAGUGAGAUUAAAGCCUCUGUGACGAUUACUGGCCUGGAGCAGAGCGAUGGUGGAGUUUAUACAUGCCGGGCCGCUAAUGAUGCCGGACAAAAAGAGACCAGUGGUACUUUGUCCAUCAAAGAACCUCCGGUCUUCACAGUGAAACCUGAAUCCCAGGAUGCCUCACCGGCAUCAAAUGUUGUCAUAAAAUCCACUUUCACAGGAUCCACUCCUCUGGUGGUAAAAUGGUUCAGAGAGGAAAAAGAGAUUUUCACUGGGGGGAGGUGUUUCAUAACGAAAGACGCCUCCUCAAGCUCUUUGGAGCUUAACUCUGUGAAACCCAGUGACUCUGCGAAAUACACAUGCCAAGUAUCCAACAAUGCUGGGAAGGUGGAUUGCACCGCAGUCCUCUUUGUGAAAGAAGCCCCAACAUUUACAAUGAAGCUUGAGCCUUCACAGCUGCUGAGAACUGGACAACCUCUGAAGUUGUCCUGCAAAGUACAGGGCACCCCUGUGAUUAGCAUCAAAUGGUUUAAAAAUGGCUCAGAAAUCUCUUCAGACCACAGACUCACAAUGUCCUUUGACAGCUCAAUAGCCUCUCUGGAGGUAGAGAGUUGCUCUGUAGAGGAUAGUGGAGAGUAUGUGUGCACGGCGUCCAGCGAGGCCGGCAGCGACGAGUGCAGCAGCUCAGUGACAGUGAAAGAGCCUCCAGUGUUUGUGAGGUCUUUUGAAUCAGCCGAGCUUGUAAAGGGAUCCGACAUUAUCAUGGAAGGAAGUGUUUCGGGUUCCCCUCCAUUUGAAAUAAGUUGCUUCCUCAAUGAGAAGCUGAUCAGAAACGACAAAAGGCAUAAGAUCAGUGUUGAAAACAACACGGUCACUCUUCACAUCCCACACUGUGAGAGCGGAAAUGCUGGGACAUACCAGUGCUCUGUUACUAAUGAUGUUGGGGAGACAUCUUGUUCUUGUCAGAUUUCCUUAAAAGAACCACCAACAUUUGUUGAGAGACUAGAGGAUAUAUCCUGCAUGGUGGGCUCUGAGAUCUCUAUGAAGUGUAUGUUGUCUGGAUCACUUCCCAUGACUCUCUCCUGGAUCAAGGACAAUCAUGAGCUCUCAGAAGACGAGCAUGUAAAGAUGACCUAUGAAACCAAAAGUGCCGAGUUGAAUUUGAAAAAUGCUCAGUUAUCACACAGCGGGAAAUAUGUGUGUCUGGCACAGAACAAAGCCGGGACUCAGAGAUGUGCCGCCGUGCUCGUAGUGGCAGAGCGCAAAGUCCCUCCAAACUUCACCAAGAGGCCCUCUGAGUCCAUGAUGGAUUCUGUGGGUAAGACGGUGAAGAUGGAGGGUCGGGUCUCUGGUUCGCAGCCACUAACCGUCACCUGGUACAAGGACAACAAGGAGAUCUACGGCUCUGACAAAUACGAUGUGAGCUUACAGAACAACAUGGCCAUGCUGUGCGUCAGAGACUCCACCUGCUCGGACGGCGGUGUGUACACCUGCGAGGCAUCCAACGAGGCGGGAAAAGCUUCAUGUCGGGUUGCUCUCAGCAUCACAGAAACCAGCCAGGCUCCAAAGUUCGACGUCCCUCUGGAGCCGGUGACGGUGAACGAGGGCGAGAAGCUGAGCCUCAAAUGCCACGUGAGCGGCUCUCCUCCCCUGAAUAUCCAGUGGAUGAAGGACAGGAGGGAGCUGAAGUCCAGCGGAAACACAAAAAUCACGUUUGUUGGCGGGACGGCCUGUCUGGAGGUUAGCCCGGCCGCAAAGAGCGAGGCGGGGGAUUACCUGUGCAAGGCCAGCAACACCAGCGGCAGCAACUUCUGCAAGUCCAGGGUCACUGUGAUAGACACAGGAGCCAAAACCAAAGCCGCCCCCGCCGAGGCGGCCGCCCCGGCUGCUGCGCCGGCAGUCAAAAGGCUCGACAACCUUUUCUUCAUCGAAGAACUCCAAAACGUUUCUGCCGCAGAGAAGGGCACCGCGACCUUCAUCGCUAAGAUCGGCGGCGACCCAAUCCCCAGCGUGAAGUGGAUGAAGGGCAAGUGGAGGCAGAUCACCCCUGGGGGUCGUAUCUCCAUUGAGCACAAGGGUCAGGAUGCCAAAAUGGAAAUCAGAGAGGUGACCAAGUCCGACUCUGGCAUGUACAGGUGCGUUGCCACCAACAAGCACGGAGAGAUCGAGUGCAGUGCCGACAUGGAGGUCACCAAGAAGGAGGAAACGCAGGGACUUGGAGACAUAAGGACCAGGCUGAAGAAGACUCCCUCGAAGCAGAAGAGUCCCAAGAAAGAAGGAGACAUCGAUAUUGUGGAUCUGCUCAGAGGUCAGAACCCCAAAGAAUAUGAGAGGAUCCUUCAGGAGCACGGCAUCUACGACUACCGUGCCAUCCUGCAGGCCAUCGAGUUCCUGAAGAGGGAGAAGGAGAUGGAGAGCGGAAAAUUGGAGGUGGAGCACGGCGGCCGGGUUGAAGAGGAGGACAUGGCCCUGCUCAUCCAACAGCUGGAGGGACGCGCCAGCACCGAGCCCGUGUCUGUGAUGGAGGACAUCAGCGACCAGACGGUGGUGGACAACCAGAGCGUCACCUUCGAGUGUCAGAUCCGCAUCAACUACCCGGAGAUCAGCCUCACGUGGUACAAAGGCACGCAGAAGCUGGACAACGGAGAAAAGUACGACAUCGGCAGUGAGGGCGAGCGCCACUACCUGAGCAUCAGGAAGUGCUCCCCGAAAGAUGAGGGGAACUACCGCGUGGUGUGUGGGCCGCACAUCUCCAAUGCCAAGCUCACCGUCACAGCCGAACGAAUUCAGUUCACUAAAUGCAUCCGAAGCAUCGAGGUGAACGAGCGCCACUGCGCCACCUUCGAGUGCGAGCUGUCCUUUGACAACGCCACCGUGGCGUGGUACAAAGACACGUGGGAGCUCAGAGAGAGCCCCAAAUAUAACUUCCGGACCGACGGCCGGCGCCACUUUAUGACCAUCCGUAACGUGACGGCGGAGGACGAAGGCGUGUACUCGGUGAUCGCUUGCCUGGAGCCGCUGGGAGAAGCUCGCAGCACGGCCGAGCUCUACCUGUCGGGCAAAGAGGUUGAGUUAGGAAGCGUUCCUCAGGACGUCCCUGACGCGUCGCUGCAGUUUCCUGCUGCUGCGUCUCUGUUCGUCAGAGAUUUCUCCCAAUCUUAUCACUACGAAGAGCGAACACAAGUGAAAGAAGACAGACAGCGUGCUGCAGAGACAGUAGUGAGGACUGAGCUCAGAGACGAAGUCCCUGCAGUUCCUGAGGUUCACAGGCAAGCAGAGGAGAAACCUGCCGCUCAGCUCAAAGUACCUGAAGCAAAGAAGACGCAGCCCAAGGUCAGCGCGGCGGCUCGGCGAGAGGACGCCCCCGAAGUAUCUCCUCCGGAGGAGAAGAAACCAUCUGCACCAAAGCCUUCAGCUCUUGCAGAGAAAGUUGCUCCUCCUACAGUGUCUCCCCCAGAUGAAAAGAAACCAUCUGCACCAAAGCCUUCAGCUCCUGCUCCUUCAGAGAAAGUUGCUCCUCCUGCAGUGUCUCCCCCAGAGGAGAAGAAACCAUCUGCACCAAAGCCUUCAGCUCCUGCAGCUCCUGCAGCCAAAGUGGCUCCUCCUGCAGUGUGUCCUCCAGAGGAAAAGAAACCAUCUGCACCAACACCAAAGUCUCCAGCAGAGAAAGUCAUAACACCUGCAGCUCAAGUUGCACCGGUGACGAAGAAACCCGCCCCACCAGUCAUAAAGGCCUCUCCGGAAGCCUCUCCACCUGAAGACAAGGAACCAGUAUCAGCACCUGGACCAACUAAAGUGCCACCUCUUAAGCAAAAGGAUGGAAAACCUUCAGAGGAGUCAGCUAAAGGAAGAGGCCGAGGACUCGCGGCGAGACAAACCCCGUCUCCUGGUGACGGCGGCCGGGGCCGCGGCCUGAGGCCCGGCGGAAAGGGUCCGUCUCCACCGGAGGAACCCUUUGGAGGAUUCAAGCUGAAGGCCGUCCCCCUGAAGUUCAUCAAGAAGAUUCAGGACAUCGUGCUACAGGAGGCCGAGUCCAUCGGCUCGUCUGCCGUGUUUGAGUGCGAGGUGUCACCCUCCACUGCCAUCGCCUCGUGGAUGAAAGACGGCAGCAACCUCCGCGAGGGCCCCAAGCACAAGUUCACAGCUGAUGGAAAAGAUCGCAAGUUGAACAUUAUUGACGUCCAGCUGUCGGACACAGGCGAAUACACCUGUGUGGCCAGGAACGCUGGCAAGGAAAUAACAUGCACAGCCAAGCUCGUCGUUGAAGAGCUGCCUGUAAAGUGGCUGAAAGAUCUGGAGCCAGAGACUUCCUGUAUCAAGAGUCAGCCCAUGUAUCUGACCUGUGAGCUGAACAAAGAGAGAGACGUGGUCUGGAAGCGCAAUGGCGCCCUCCUGAAGAAACAGGCCGGAAAGCUGGUGAUUAAUAUCAUCGGGAUGCAGCACGCUGUGACCAUCCAGAACGCCACCGAGGAGGACGCCGGCGCCUACACGUGUGAGGUGGUUGGACAGGAGGACGUGAAGACCACAACCAAUGUCAAAGUGAUUGAAAUCAUCAAGGACUGGCUGGUGAAGCCUCUGAGAGACCAGCACGUGAAGCCGAAGGCUAAAGCCACGUUUAAAUGUGAGCUGUUCAAGGAUACUCCCAACUGGAAGUGGUUCAAAGGAGACAACGAGCUCGCUCCUUCGGACAAAGUGCAGAUCAACAAAGACGGGCAGGACAUGACUCUCACCAUCAACAACUGCCAGGCUGACGACGUCUCCGACUACACCAUCGAGGUGGAGGACCGCAGAUACUCGGCCAAGCUCUCGCUCGGAGAGCGUGAGGCGGAGAUCCUGAAGCCUCUCUCCAGCGUGGAGGUGGUGGAGAAGGAGGAGGCCAACUUUAACACGGAAAUAUCUGAGGAGGAUGUAGUCGGGGAAUGGAAACUGAGGGGCCAGGUGCUGCUGAGGUCCCCGAGCUGCGACAUUAAAGCUGAAGGCAGGAAGCGCUUCCUGACGUUGAAACACGUGCAGCUGGAUCAGGCGGGUGAAGUGUCGUAUCAGGCGCUGAACGCUGUCACCAGUGCCAUGCUCACCGUCAAAGAGAUCGAAAUGGGCUUUGUUCAGCCGCUGAAGGACGUUUCUGUGCCUGAAAAGAAACAAGCUAAGUUUGAAUGCACCGUCACCAAGGAGGUGUCAAAGGUCAUGUGGUUCAGGGGGGUGGACAUCGUCACCCCCAGCCCUAAAUAUGAAAUAUUGGAUGAUGGAAAUAAACACAUGCUGAUCAUAAACAGCUGUGAGUUUGACGAUGAGGCUCAGUACACGGUGGAAGUGUUGGGCCAGAAGUCGUGCGCUCAGCUUGCGGUGGAAGGCAUGAGGCUGAAAUUUAUGCAGCAGCUUCAGGACCAAACGGUGAAAGAAGGUAAAACGGUGCGAUUUGAGCUUGAGCUGACGCACGACAACGUGCCCGUGGUUUGGUACCGAAACGAAGUGAAACUCCACGUGAGCCGCACGGUGCUCACACACGUGGAAGGAAAGAAACACUGUCUAGAAAUGAGGACGUUGACUCUAGAUGAUACCUGCCAGAUAAGGGCAGAGGCCAAAGGAAAUUACUCCAUGGCAAAGCUGACUGUCAUAGAGGGCGACGCCGUGUUCGUGGUGAAGCUGCAGGACUACACGGUCACGGAGAAAGACGAGGUGACUCUGGACUGUGAACUGAGCAAAGACGUCCCCGUCAUGUGGUACCACAACGAGAAGGAGAUCGUAGCCUCCAAGGUGGUGGUGAUGAAGUCGGAGGGCAUGCGUAGGUCUCUGGUCCUGAAGAAGGCAGAGCAGAGCAAUAAAGGAAAAUAUGUAUGUGACUGCGGGACGGACAAGACAAUGGCCAACAUCAACAUCGAAGCUCGUGACAUCAAGGUUGUUCGGCCCAUUUAUGGCGUGGAGCUGUUUGAUGGAGAGACGGCUCGUUUCGAGGUGGAGAUCUCUGAGGACGACCUGCACGGCCAGUGGAAACUUAACGGAGAAAUCCUCAGUCCUUCCUCUGAUGUGGACAUCAUCGAAGAGGGCGGCAAACACACGCUGAUCCUAUACAACUGUAAGGUCUCCAUGACCGGCGAGGUGGGGUACGCCGCCGCCAAUGCCAAGUGUGCUGCUAACCUGAAGGUCAAAGAACUUCCUAUGAACUUCCUCACGCCGAUGAGUGACGUUCAGGUGUACGAGAAAGACGAGGCGAGGUUUGAGCUCGAACUGUCCAGAGCCCCCAAGAGUUUCCGCUGGCUGAAAGGUUCCCAGGAGCUGCAGAGCGACGAAAAGUAUGAGAUGAUCCAGGAAGGAAACAUGUAUGUGCUGGUGAUACGAUCGGCCGCCUAUGAGGACGAGGCAAAGUACAUGUUUGAGGCCGAGGACAAGAGGACAACCGGCAAACUCGUCAUACAAGGUAUUCGCCUGGAGUUUGCUAAACCAAUUAAGGAUGUGACGGUGAAGGAGCGCGAAACGGCCGAGUUCAGUGUCGAACUCUCACACGACAAGAUCACGGUGGUCUGGUACAAAAAUGACGUCCGCCUGCAUCCCAGCAAGGUGGUCCACAUGUCGGAUCUCGGAAAGAUCCACACGCUGGCCUUCAAGGAGGUCACCAUCGACGACACGUCUAUGAUCAAAGUGGAGGCCAUGGACAAGACCGUGACCGCCAUGCUCACCGUCAUCGAGGGUGACCAGUAUUUCACCACCAAGCUGCAGAACUACACGGCCGUGGAAAAGGACGAAGUGAAGCUAGUAUGUGAAUUGAGCAAAUCCAUCACUGACGUCAAAUGGUUCAAGGACGGGAAGGAGAUCACUCCCUCCAAGAACAUCGCCGUCAGCACCGACGGAAAGAAGCGCAUCCUGACAGUCAGGAAGGCGGAGAAGGCGAAUAUCGGAGAGUACACCUGCGACUGUGGCUCAGAUAAAACUUCAGCCAACCUGAACAUUGAAGAGCGGGACAUCAAGGUUAUUCGUCCGUUGUACAGUGUUGAGGUUACAGAGACAGAAACAGCCAAGUUUGAGACGGAGAUUUCAGAAGAGGACGUGCACGGAAACUGGAAACUGAAGGGAGAAGCUCUGCAUCAAAGCGCUGAUGUGGAGAUUAAGGAGGAAGGAACCAAGCACAUGCUGAUCCUCUAUAACGUCCGUAUGGACAUGGUUGGAGGCGUCGACUUCACCGCCGCCAAUGCUAAAUCCACAGCUCAGCUCCGAGUGAAAGCUCGGUCCAUUGGGCUGCUGCGUCCUCUGAAGGACGUGACGGUGACGGCCGGAGAGACGGCCACCUUCGAGUGUGAGCUGUCGUACGAAGGCAUCGAGGUGGAGUGGUUCCUAGGGGGUCAGAAGAUGGAGGCCAGUGAUCGGGUGAAGACGCGCGUGGCGGGGAAAGUUCACGCUCUGACAGUCCGUGACGUGAAGCUGUCGGAGGCUGGAGACGUCAAACUGACCUCCAAAGACUUCCAGACUCAGGCUCAGCUCAUCAUCAGACAACCAGCGGUGGAGUUCUCCCAGCCGCUGGAGGACCAGACAGUCGAGGAGGAGGCGAACGCCACGCUGGAGUGUGAGGUGUCCAGAGAGAACGCAGAGGUGCACUGGUUCAGAGAGGGACAGGAAGUGAGGAAGACCAAGAAGUACGACAUGAUCGUAGACGGACGCAAGAGAGCGCUGGUCAUCCUCGACUGCUCUCCGGACGACGCCAAGAUGUACACGUGUGACGCCAAAGACUUCAAGACGUCCUGCUUCCUGGAGGUCACACCUCCUCAUGUGGAGUUCAUGAAGCCUCUGCAGGACGUGGAGGUGAAAGAGAAAGAAUCUGCUAAGUUUGAAUGUGAAGUGUCCAGAGAGUCGGCCAAGGUUCGCUGGUUUAAGGACGGUAGUGAGAUCAGGAAGGGGAAGAAGUACGAGAUCGUCUCUAAAGGCGUGCAGCGCGUCCUCAUCGUGCACAAGUCGGUGUUCGACGACGAGGCCGAGUACGAGUGCGACGCCAGAACCUCCAAAACCUGCGGCAUGCUCACCGUCAUCGAGGAGGCCGCCAGCUUCACCAAGAACCUGUCCAACGUGGAGGGCACGGAGACCGACAGCGUGAAGAUGAUCUGCGAGGUGUCCAAGGCCGGCGCCGAGGUCACGUGGUACCGGGGAGACGAGGAGCUGCCAGAGGGCGGCCGCUACGAGCAUGUCACCGACGGACGCAAGAGGAUCCUGAUCAUCCAGGACCUGAGGAUGGAGGACGCCGGAGAGUUCAACUGCAGGCUGAGCACGAGCGUCAGAACGUCUGCCACGCUCACGCUCAACGAACUGGCGGCCGAGUUCAUCGCCCGCCCUCAGAACCAGGAGGUGGUGGAGGGCGAGAAGGCCGAGUUCGCCUGCUCCGUCUCCAAAGACACGUACGAGGUGAAGUGGUUCAGAGGCGACAAGCAGGUGGAAGCCGGGGAGAAGUACGCCAUCGUCAGCGAAGGGAAGAGAAGAGCUCUUAUUGUGAAAAGCUGCGAAAUGAAGGACGAGGGAGGCUACGUCGCUCACAUCGGCGGCGUGAAGGCCUCCGCAGAUCUGUUUGUGAUAGAGAAACUGAGGAUCGUCACACCGAUUAAAGACACGGAAGUGAAGGAAGGAAGUGAGGUCGUCUUCAACUGCGAGACAAACACGGAGGGAGCGAAGGCCAAGUGGCUGAAGAACGAGGAGACGAUAUUCGAGAGCAGCAAGUACAUGAUGGCUCAGAGGGACAACGUGUUCUCGCUGAGGAUCAGAGAUGCCAUGAAGAACGACGAGGCCGCCUACACCAUCACGCUGACCAAUCAGAGAGCAGAGCAGGCCAAGUGUAGCGCCAGCGCCAGAGUGGCAGAGGAGAAGCUGAAGUUCCUGGAUCCCAUCGAGGACGUGGAGACUCAGGAGAAGAAGACCAUCAGCUUUGUGUGUAAGGUGAACCGGCCCGAGGUGACGGUGCGCUGGAUGAAGGCGGGACAGGAAGUGACGCUCAGCAAACGCAUCGUCUACAGAGCUGACGGCCUCAAACACACGCUGACCGUCAAGGACUGCGUGAUGGACGACGAGGGCGAGUAUACCGCCGUGGUCGGAGACGACAAGUGCGUGGCCGAGCUGAUCAUCAGUGAGGCGCCCACAGACUUCACGGCGCAGCUCAAGGACCAGACCAUCACAGAGUUUGAGGACGCCGAGUUCACCUGCAAGCUGAGCAAAGAGAGGGCGACGGUGAAGUGGUACAGGAACGGACGGGAGAUCAGAGAAGGACCGAGAUAUCACAUGGAGAAAGAAGGAAAGACAUGUAGACUGAUCGUCAAAGUGUGCAGACUGGACGAUGAAUGUGAAUACGCCUGCGGUGUGGACGAGAGGAGGACCAGAGCCCGGCUCUUUGUGGAAGAGACGCCUGUGGAGAUCGUCAGACCUCCUCAGGACGCCUUCGAGCCGCCGGGCUCCGACAUCGUGUUCGAGGUGGAGCUCAACAAGGACCGCGUGGAGGUGAAGUGGAUGAGGAACAACAUGAUUAUCGUUCAGGGAGACAAAUACCAGAUGAUCAGCGAGGGCAAAAUCCACAGACUGCAGGUCUGUGAGAUUCGACCCAGAGACCAGGGAGAGUACAGGAUGGUGGCCAAAGACAAGGACGCCCGCGCCAAGCUGGAGCUGGCAGCCGUCCCAAAGAUCAAAACUACAGACCAGAAUCUGGUGACGGAUGCCGGUAAAUCCUUCGUGAUGAGCGUGCCGUACGACGCAUACCCUCGCGCCGACGCCGAAUGGUUCUAUGAGGGCACCAGCUUGCCCGUCCAGAACAUUGACACCUCCGCGGACAAGACGGAGUACCGCCUGAAAAGCCCGAGCAAAGCGGACCGUGGCCGUUACAAGGUGGUGGUUAGGAACAAGCACGGCGAGGGCGAGGCGUGCAUCAACCUGGACGUAAUCGACGUCCCCGGACCCGUGAAGAACCUGCGCGUGGUCGACACCACCGACGGCGAGGUGAGCCUGGCCUGGGAGGAGCCUGAGAGCGACGGCGGCAGCAAGAUUGUGGCAUAUGUAGUAGAGAGACGCGACAUAAAGCGUAAGACGUGGACGCUGGCGACGGGCCGCGCUGACACCCCAGAGUACUGUGUCAGCGGCCUGCAGAAGGAGUCCAAGUACCUGUUCAGGGUCUGUGCCCGCAACCGAGUCGGCAGCGGCCCUAUCGUUGCUACCGAGGACGCUGUGCAGGCCAAGAACAAGUUUGACGUUCCUGACGCUCCAGAGAACGUGGCGGUUGGCGUGGUCAACCGCUUCGGUGCCACCGUCUCCUGGGAGCCUCCCAAGAAAGACGGGGGCUCCGAGAUCUGUGCCUACGUGAUCGAGCUGCGCGACCGGACCUCCGUGAAGUGGGAGGCGAACAUGGUGUGUGCCGCCGCCGACCGCUCGGCCAUGCUGAACGACGUGGUGGAGAACAAGGAGUACAUCUUCAGAGUGCGCGCCGAGAACAAGGCCGGCAUCGGCAAGCCCAGUGCCGCCACCAAACCCGUGAAGAUCAUGGACCCCAUCGAGCGCCCCAGCCCGCCUCUCAACCUCAACUACAGUGACCAGAUCAAGACGGCGGUCACGCUGACCUGGGAGACACCCAGCAGCAACGGCGGCAGUAUGAUCACCGGGUACAUCAUCCAGAAGUGUGACGACGGUGCUGACAAGUGGAUGCGCUGCAACGCCAGACUGUGCCCCGACCUCUCCUACCGCGUGUCGGGUCUGAAACCCGGUCAAAGGUUCCUCUACAGAGUUUCUGCUGAGAACGCCGCCGGCGUCUCCGAUCCAACUGAUCAGCUCGGACCGCUGCUCGCCGACGACCCACACGUGGCUCCGACCUUUGACCUCAGUGGCUUCAGGAAUGGGCUGGAGGUCAUUGCCCCGCAGCCGCUCACAAUCAGGGUGCCCAUCACCGGAUACCCAACGCCCGUCGCCAAAUGGACCUUCGGAGACAAGCAGCUGACCACCGCCGACGAGCGCGUCUCCAUGGUGACCAAGCCCACGUACACGGAGCUGACUGUGGCGCCCAGCGUGCGCCCGGACAAAGGCACUUACGGCCUGCAGCUGGAGAACGACGUGUCCUCCAUAUGCGGGGAGGUCGAGGUCAACGUCAUCGCAUGCCCUAGUGCUCCUAAGGACUUCAAGGUGGCGGAGGUGACCCGGCACCACGUGCACCUGAUGUGGGAGGCCCCGGAGCAUGACGGAGGAAGUCCAGUCACUCACUUCCAGAUCGAGAAGAGGGAAGUGUCCCGUAAGACCUGGGCCAAGGUGGCUACUGGCAUCCUGGACCUGGAGCACACAAUAACAGACGUGAUCGAGGGGAAGGAGUACCUAUUCAGUGUCACCGCCUGCAACAAGUGUGGAGCCGGGGAGCCGGCGUACAUCGAUGAACCCGUCAGCGUGUCGUCUCCUGCCACUGUACCCAAUCCCCCUGAGAACCUGAAGUGGCGCGAUAAGAGCGGCAAGACCAUCUUCCUGUCCUGGGAGCCUUCGAAGUACGAUGGCGGUGCCCCAAUCAAAGGCUACGUGGUCGACAAGUGUCAGCGUGGGUCAGACAAGUGGGAGCCCUGCGGGGACCCGGUCCCUGAACUAAAGAUGCAGGUGACCGGCCUGAUCGAGGGGCAGUGGUACGCCUACAGGAUCCGAGCCUUCAACAAGCUGGGAGCCAGCCGGCCGUGCAGAGCCACCGAUGAGAUCCAGGCUGUGGACGCCAGAGAGCCUCCAGAGAUCCAGCUGGACGUGAAGCUGCUGGCCGGUCUGACUGCCAGAGCUGGCACUAAGAUCGAGCUGCCGGCUGACGUCAAAGGGAAGCCCGACCCCCGGGUGAAGUGGACCAAGGCCGACCUGGUGCUGCGGGCCAAUGACCGCAUCACCAUCGACACCCAGCCGGGACACUCUAAGCUGUCCAUCGCCAACAGCACCAGAGGGGACACCGCCACCUACAUCAUCGAGGCCGUCAACGCAUGCGGCCGCGCCACCGCCACUGUCGACGUCAACAUUCUCGAUAAACCUGGCCCGCCGGCCGCCUUUGACCUCUCCGACAUCACCAAUGAGUCGUGCUCGCUGGCGUGGAACCCCCCAAGGGACGAUGGCGGCUCGCCCAUCACCAACUACAUCGUGGAGAGUCAGCAGAUGGACAAAGAGGAGUGGGUGAAGCUGUCGGCCACGGUAAAGCACACCACCUUCAAGGCCUGCAAGCUCACCGCGCUGAAGGAGUACGUGUUUAGGAUCAGCGCUGAGAACCAGUAUGGCAUCGGAGAGCCUGCAGAGCAUGCGCCCAUCAUUGCAAAGUAUUCCUUCGAUCCUCCUGGUGCUCCAACCAGAGUCACUCCCUCUGACAUCGCCAAGGACGCCGUCACUCUGACCUGGUUUGAGCCGGACGAGGACGGCGGCAGUCCAAUCACCGGAUACUGGAUCGAGAAGUUCGACCCCGAGAGCGACAAGUGGAUCAGAUGCAACAAGCUGCCAAUCAAGGACACGACAUUCAGGGUGAAGGGACUCCCCACCAAGAAGAAGUACAGCUUCCGUGUUCUGGCUGAGAAUCUGGCCGGACCUGGGAAGCCAAGCGUAGAGACGGACCCCAUCCUCAUCAAAGACCCCAUCGAUCCUCCCUGGGCUCCGGGGAAACCCGUCAUCAGGGAUGUGGGGAAGACCACAGUCCUGCUGGCGUGGACGCGGCCAGAGCACGAUGGCGGGGCGAAGAUCGAAGGCUACAUCAUCGAGUUCCAGAAGAGCGGCAGCGAGGAGUGGAUCCGCAUCGCAGAGGACGUCCCUCAGACGGAGCAGCAGCUGCAGGGCCUGAUGGAGAAGCAGGAGUACUCGUUCCGCAUCAAGGCCGUCAACAAGGCCGGCGAGAGCGAGCCCAGCGAGCCCAGCGAGCCUGUGGUCUGCAAGGAGAGGCUCUAUGCUCCGUCCGCCCCCCAGUGGCUGGAGGUGGCAUCCAUCACAAAGAUCAACGCAGGCCUGAAGUGGCAGGCUCCCAGCAGCGACGGCGGCUCGCCCAUCACCAACUACGUGGUGGAGAAGCGGGACGUGCGGCGUAAAGCCUGGCAGGCCGUGGACACCACAGUGAAGGAGCUAAAGUACACAGUGACGCCGCUCAACGAGGGCUCGCUCUAUGUUUUCCGUGUCGCCGCUGAGAAUGCCGUGGGGAUGGGCGAAUUCUGCGAGCUGGAGGACGCCGUGCUCGCCAAAGACACGUUCACCACUCCUGGACCUCCGUAUGCCCUCACCGUGGUGGAGGUCACCAAGAGACACGUGGAGCUUAAAUGGGAAGCUCCCAAGAGCAACGGAGGAAGACCCAUAACCAAGUACGUGAUCGAGAAGAAGGAGAAGCUGGGCACUCGCUGGCUGAAGUGCUGCAAGACUCCCGACAAACAGACUCAGUUCAAAGUGACGGACGUGGACGAGGGCUCUGAGGUGCAGUUCCAGGUCCGAGCGGAGAACGAGGCCGGAGUGGGCGACCCCAGCGAGCCAACAGAGAUCCUUACCAUCGAGGACGCCACCAGUGCUCCCUCUCCUCCUCUGGAGCUGAAAGUCCCAGACGCCAGCCGGGAGCACAUCAACGUCUCCUGGAAGCCUCCAGCUAAAGACGGUGGCAGCCCAAUCACGGGCUAUCACGUGGAGGUGGCCGAGGCCCGCCCUGAGCUGAAGUGGCUCCGGAUCAACAACAGACCCAUCAAGGAGCUCAAUUUCAGGAUCGACGACGGCAUCAAGCCGGAGAAGAAGUACGUGAUCCGGGUCCGAGCCAUCAACUCCAUUGGCGUCAGCGACCCCUCCGAGAUCUCCGACAAGGUCUUCACCAAAGAUCCCGACUGCGCUCCCACCAUGAACCUGGAGGCGCAGGACGUGGUGGUGGUUGAAGGAGAGAAGCUGCACCUGAACGUCCCCUACAGGGCGAUCCCCACCCCCAAGAUGGUGUGGCAGAAGGAUGCAGUGGAGUGUAAGGCUGACGAGCGACUCUCCAUGACGGUAGAGAUGAACAACGCUCACUUGGAGCGGCUCAAGUGCACGCGGGCCGACGCCGGCGCCUACGCCAUCACCCUGGAGAAUAGCCUGGGAACCGCCACCGGGACCGUCAACGUCAAAGUCAUCGGCCUCCCCGGUCCGUGCAGAGACAUCACCUCCAGCGACGUCACCAAGAACUCCUGCAAGAUCAGCUGGGAAGCCCCGGAGGAUGACGGCUGCACCCCAAUCCUCAGCUACACAGUGGAGCGCCGCGAGGCCUCCAAGAAAACCUACAUGCCCGUCAUGUCGGGCGAGGAUGUGCUGACCUGCCCCGUCAAAGACCUAUAUGUCAACUGCGAGUACUACUUCAGAGUGAGGGCCGUCAACAAGGUGGGGGCCGGGAAACAUCUGGAGCUACGCAACCCCGUCAUCACGGAGGAAGUCAAACAGAAACCCGACCCGCCCAUUCAGGUGGAGGCUCACGACCCGACCUCUAAGUCCAUCACGGUGACCUGGAAGGCUCCAGACUACGACGGCGGCUGCCCCAUCCAGGGCUACAUCGUGGAGAGGAUGGAGAAGGACGGAGACCGCUUCGACAGGGUCACCCCGAGCCUCGUGCCCGGGUUCUCCCACGUGGUGACAGGCCUGAAGGAAGACGCGGAGUACCAGUUCAGGACCCGUGCAGAGAACGCCGCCGGUGUCAGUGAGCCAUCCCGCAGCACGCAGCUCAUCAAAGCUGCUGACCCCGUCGAUAAACCCAAGGUCACCCUCCACGCCCGUGUGCAGGCCGGUGUGUGCGUGAAGAAGGGCGAGGAGAUCCGCAUCGACGCCUUUGUGUCCGGCUCCCCGUACCCCAAAGUCAGCUGGCUGAGGAACAACGAGGACAUCACCAAAGAGCCCAGCAAGAAGCUCGUCCCUGUGGUCAAGAAGAAGUCCAAGGCCAAGGUUUCUGAGCCGGAGGAAGAGUUUGUGAACCCACUGCGGGAGCGUCUGGGUCUGGAUCAGACCAUCCGGGGUCAGUCUGCGCUGAUGAUCCGUGAGGCCGUCAGAGCCGACCACGGAGACUUCACCAUCGUGGUGGAGAACACGCAUGGCGUCGCCACCGCGGUCUGUGUCGUUAACGUCCUUGAUAAACCGUCCGCUCCGCUGAACUUCUCCUUCGAGGAGAUCAGGAACACCUCAGUGGUAUGUAACUGGGAGCCUCCGGAGGACGACGGCGGCAGCGACAUUCUGAACUACAUGCUGGAGAAGAAGGACAACAGGAACGAGGAGGUGGGCUGGAUCACUGUCACCUCCACGCUGAAGGGCACCAGCUGCCCCAUCACCAAGCUCAUCGAGGGCAAAGAGUACGUGUUCAGGGUCACUGCCGAGAACAAGUUUGGCUGCGGCCCGGCCUGCGUGUCCGAGCCGCUGCUCGCCAAGAACCAGUUCGAUCCCCCUGACGCGCCCAACACGCCCAGAGUCCACGAGGUGACGGCGAGCAGCGCCCACAUCUCGUGGUACGAGCCCAAAGACAACGGCAGCCCGAUCCUGGGCUACUGGAUCGAGAGGAAGGAAGUGAACAGCAAACACUGGACCCGCGUGAACCGCACGCUGCUCAACUCGCUGGACGUGAAGGUGGUCGGCCUCAUGGAGGGCCUCACAUACAUCUUCAGGGUCUGCGCCGAGAACCUGGCUGGCCCCGGGCCCUUCAGCGAGCCCAGCGACCGCACCGUGGCCAUGGACGCCAUCAUGACCCCUGGCCCCCCCACCCCCUGGAUCGUGGACACAGGGAAGGACUCUGUGAUCGUGGCCUGGAAGCCGCCUCUGUACAACGGAGGAGGAGACAUCCUGGGGUACCACCUGGAGAAGGUAUUGGUGGGAGAGAAGGAAUGGAGCCGCUGCACAGAGUUCAGGUGUAAGGAGCUGACGUACACGGUGACGGGUCUGACCGAGGGCGGCGACUACUACAUCCGCGUCAUCGCCAUCAACGACGCGGGCCCCGGAGCGCCCGGCGUGACCGAGCCCGUCACCGUCACAGAGCCUCAAGAGCCUCCCACUGUGGACUUGGACUCCUCGGUGAAGAACGGCGUGAUGAUCAAAGCGGGCGAGACGCUGCGGCUGCCCGCCAUGGUGACUGGCCGGCCCCAGCCCGAAAUCAAGUGGGCCAAAGAUGAGGCAGAACCAGACAAGGAUCGCGUGAUCGUGGAGACGGAGGGCAAGAAUACGGCUCUGUUCAUCAGGAAGGCCGUGAGGGCGGAUCACGGGAAGUACCAGGUCACCGGAACCAACAGCAGUGGGACCAAGACCGCCGAGACCCGCGUGGACGUCAUGGACGUCCCCGGGCCCGUGGUGGACCUGAAGACGGUGGUGGUGACAAAGAAAAAUAUCACACUCACCUGGUCCGACCCGCUGGACAACGGGGGCAGCGACAUCAUCGGCUAUGAGGUUCUGAGGAAGGACGCCAAGAUGAAGCUGUUCCGCCAGCCUAUCGAGACGGCGUCCUGCAAGUGCGACGUGCAGGGCCUGCUGUCCGGAGAGGAGUACGACUUCAGGGUCGUCGCCCGCAACAAGUACGGAGAUGGAGCGCCCGCAGACCUCGGGCCCAUCCUGGCUGAGGAUCCCAAAGGCACCCCGUCCGCCCCGGAGAAGCUGCACUACACCGACCGCGGUAAGAGCUCCAUCACGCUGGCCUGGGAGCCGCCGCGCACCGACGGGGGCAGCCCCAUCCUGGGCUACUAUGUGGAGAAGAUGCGCUCCGACGGCAGCGAGUUUGAGGUUGCCAACCGCAAGAUGUUCACCGAGUGCUGCGGCACGCUGGAGAAUCUGUCGGAAAACCAGGAGUACCAGUUCCGCGUGAAGGCCGUCAGCGAGGUCGGAGACGGAGAACCAUCCAAACCCAUCAGCGCCAAGAUCCAGGACGACGAGAUCUCUCCGGUCAUCACCAUCCUGAAGUUCUUUAAGAGUAACUCAAUCAGCGUGCGAAAAGGUUCGGCCAUCGACGUCCCGGCCGAGGUGCGGGGGCUCCCGCUGCCUGCGCUGCGCUGGAUGAAGGACGACGUGCUGCUGGAGAAACCUGACGAGGACAAGAUGACCCUAGAGACAGAGGAGGUGACCCGGACGACUCUCAGGACAAAGAUUGCCAUCCCAGAAACCAUCAGGCAGGACAAAGGCAACUAUAAGCUGCUGGCGGAGAACUGCUGGGGAAAAGCGGAGUAUGCCAUCCGGGUGGAGAUAUUCGACCGUCCUCUUCCUCCGAGGAACGUCAUCGUCUCCGACAUCAAGGCGGAUUCCUGCUACCUGACCUGGGACGCUCCGGAGGACAACGGGGGCAGCGACAUCACCAACUACAUCGUGGAGCGCCGUGACGCCAGCAAGAAGAAGUCCGACUUCGAGGUUCUGACCAUUCACCUCAUCGACCGGAGAUACGGGGUGUACAAGCUGAACCUGAACGGUGUAUAUCAGUUCCGGAUCAAAGCGGUGAACAAGUACGGCGAGAGCGACGGCUGCGACUCGGAGAAGGUGCAGCUGCGCGACCCCUUCGGCCUCCCUGGACCCCCGCGUCACCCCAAGAUUAUCGGGGCCACGGGCACCACCAUGACGCUGACCUGGGACCCCCCGCUGGACAACGGUGGCUCCAGCAUACAGGGCUACUGGCUGGAGAAGAGGGAGCGUGGCGCCGUGUACUGGGGCCGUGUGAAUCGGGCCCCGGUCACCAAGCCGUCGGUGAAGGGUCUGCAGUACACCGUGCUGAAGCUCAUCGAGGGCUCCGAGUACCAGUUCAGGAUCUCAGCCUGCAACGCCGCAGGCGUAGGCCCGCCCUGUGAGGCCACCGAGUGCCGCCUCGCCAUGGACCCCUGCAACCCCCCCAGCCCCCCCGGAUCCCCCGAGGUGAAAGACAAAACUAAGAGCAGCAUCACGCUCGGCUGGAGCCCACCGGACAGAGACGGCGGCAGCCCCGUCAAAGGUUACAUCAUCGAGGUGCACGAGGAGGGCUCUCCUGAUUGGAGGAGGGUGAACCCUGCCGACAAGCUCCACCCCUCCACCGAGAUCACCGUCCCCGACCUGAAGGAGGGCAAGAAGUGCCGCUUUAGGAUCUACGCCGUCAACGCUGCCGGCAACUCAGAGCCCGCCAAGACUGGAGACGUGCUGGUGCAGGACAUCCUCAUUGAGCCGACGCUGUCUUUGGACGUGAACGCUCACGACCUCCUGACCUGCAGAGCGGGGACAACCCUCCGGAUCCCCGUCACCGUCAGCGGACGCCCCGUCCCCAAAGUCACCUGGAACUUCGACGGGAUGGCAGAGACGGAGAAGAAGAACGAGCUCCACAUGCUGCCCGUCGACUCCGAGAUCCACUCCACAGACACCAGCUCGGUGGUUCUGAUCCCGGAGAGCAAACUGAACCACAGCGGGCGCUUCAUCAUUAAUGCCGAGAGCCUCGCCGGACACAAGCUGCUCAAAGUUCGCGUCAACGUGCUCGACCUGCCUGGCGCUCCUAGAGACCUGAAGGUGAGUGACGUGACCAGAGGAACCUGCAGACUCACCUGGAAACCUCCAGAGAGCGACGGAGGAGAGAGAGUCAAGAGCUACUUCAUCGAGAAGAAGACGGUGAACGGCAAAGCCUGGACCAAGGUGAACCCGGCCUGUGCGGCUCAGUCUCUGGUGGUUCCAGAUCUCAUCAAUGGUCAAGAUUAUCUGUUCCGGAUCCGCGCCGAGAAUCGCUUCGGCUUCGGCCCGCUCGCCGAGACCGAACAGGGAACCAGAACCACGGACCCGAUCCAUCCUCCCGAUCCUCCAACCAGGCUGAAGAUCCAGAGCGUGAAGAAAGGCGCCGUCAGUCUGACCUGGAGGGCUCCGAAGAAUGACGGUGGCGCGCCCGUCACGCACUACAGUGUGGACCUGCUCUGCUGGGAGGCCAGCGGCACCGCCAAGGACUCCUGGAGGAGGUGCAACAGGAGAGACGUGGACUGCACCAACUUCAAGGUGGAGGAUCUGACAGAGGGAGACGAGUACGAGUUCAGGGUGGUGGCGUACAACGAGGCCGGACCCAGCCGACCGUCGACCACCGUCGGACCCAUCCUGCUGCAGGACCAGACCUGCGCUCCGUCGAUCGAGCUGCAGGAGUUUAUGGAGGCGGAGCAGCGCUCCGACGUCAGCAUUGUGGCGAAGGUGCGUGGCUGCCCUUUCCCCACACUCACCUGGUACAAGGCCCCCCCGCACCGGCCCGAGGACCGAGUGGAAGUCCAGUACGACGAACACAUCAACAAGAUGGUGUCCGAUGACAGCUGCACGCUGCUCAUCCAGCAGAGCCAGAGGCCCGACACCGGCCUGUACACGCUGCAGGCCUGCAACAGCAUCGGCAAAGCCUGCAGGGAGAUGAGGCUCAACGUGCUCGGCCGGCCAGGUCCUCCCUCCGCUCCCAUAAAGUUCGAGGAGAUUGGCGCCGAGAGGAUCACGCUGUCCUGGCUGCCGCCGAAGGACGACGGCGGCUCCAAAGUCACAAACUACGUGAUCUGGCGGCGCGUGGCCAACAGGAAGACGUGGGUGAACGUCACCAACGAGCCUAAAGAGCGCGUGUGGACGGUGGAGAGCCUGAUGGCCGGGCACGAAUAUGUGUUCCGCAUAAUGGCGCAGAACAAGUACGGCAUCGGAGAGCCACUGGACAGCGAGCCCGAGAUUGCCAGGAACCUCUACACCGUCCCUGGUCAGUGUGAGAAGCCAACGGUCGGUGGCGUCACGCUGGACUCCAUGACGGUCAGCUGGGAGGAGCCGGAGGACGACGGCGGCACGCCGAUCACCGGCUACUGGCUGGAGAGAAAGGAGACGACGGGAAAACGCUGGACCCGCGUCACCCGGGACCCCAUCCGUCCCAUGGGCAUGGGCGAGUCCUUCGUGGUGAGUGGGCUUAUCGAGGGCUCGCAGUACCUGUUCAGGGUGUCCGCUAUCAACGCCGCUGGGCCCGGAGCCGCCAGCCCCCCUACAGACCCCAUCUUCGCCAGAGACCCCAUCGCCCCGCCCUCUCCCCCGACCCCAAAGGUUUCUGAUUGGACGAAGUCCUCCGUGGACCUGGAAUGGAUCCCUCCUCUGAAGGACGGCGGCUCCAAGAUCAUCGGAUACUGGGUGGAGCACAAGGAGGAGGGCACCGAGGUCUGGGUUAAGGCAAAGGAGACUGAAAUCCGCGGCACCCGGCUUGUGAUUGCCGGUCUGAAAACGGGUGGCAAAUACAAGUUCAGAGUGACUGCGUUCAACGCUGCCGGUAACGGUGAGCCAGGAGAAGUCCCCGAGGUGCUCGAGGUCAACGACAGAACCAUUGCUCCCGAGGUGGACCUGGACGCCUCCGUGAAGGAGAGGAUGGUGGUACACGCCGGCGGAGUGAUCCGUAUAAUCGCCUACGUGUCGGGCCAGCCAGCCCCCGAGGUCACGUGGAGCAGAGACGGUGCAGCGCUGCCUCUUGAGGCUAAAGUAGAGACGACUGCCAUUAGUUCGUCUCUGGUCAUCAAACCCUGCGCCAGGAAGCACCUCGGCGUCUACACGCUGACUGCUAAGAAUGCCGGCGGGGAGAAGACGAAGAACAUCACCGUGGAAGUUCUGGACGUCCCCGGGCCCGUGGGCAUCCCCUUCUCUGCAGAGAACCUGAGUAGCGAGUCCUGCAAGCUCAACUGGUUCUUCCCCGAGAACGACGGCGGCUCUCCCAUCAGCAACUACAUCAUCGAGAAGCGCGAGGCCGAGCGUAAGGCCUGGACCGCUCUGUCCUUCACUGCCAGCAGGCAGAACGCUAUAGCUCAGGGCCUGACCACUGGGAAGUCCUACUUCUUCAGAGUGGCCGCCGAGAAUGCCAUCGGCAUCGGACCCUUCAUGGCGACCUCAGCCGAGCUCCUCAUCAAGGAGCCCAUGAGUGUACCGGACCGCCCCGAGGAGCUCGAGGUCACCAAAGUCACCAAGGAUUUGAUCAGCGUCACUUGGAAGGCGCCCAAGUUUGACGGCGGCUCAGAGAUCACCAUGUACAUCCUGGAAGCGCGUAUGAUUGGCAAAGACAAGUAUAGCAGGCUGACAAAGGAGAAGCUGAUGGAGAGGAAGUACACGUACGACGGCCUGAGGGAGGGAGACACUUAUGAAUUCAGGGUCAUCGCCGUCAAUGAGAUCGGACCCAGCAAGCCGUCCUUCUCCACCAAACCAAUCACUUGCAAGGACGAGCUGGAGCCACCCACCAUCGAGCUGGACUUCCGCGAUAAAAUCAUCAUCCGUGUGGGCGAAAGCUGCCUGCUGCAGGGCCGCUACACCGGCAAGCCUUCUCCGUCCAUCAUGUGGUACCGAGACGACGACGAGCUGAAGGCUGACAAACAUAUCAUGUUCAAGAACACGCUGACCACCAUGUCGUUCGGCCUGAUGAAGGCUCAGCGCGAGCACAGCGGCAGAUACGUGGUGGUAGUGGAGAACAGCACUGGGUCCAGGAAGGGAGUCUGCAACAUCACCGUGGUUGACCGCCCGACUCCUCCUGUCGGCCCCGUGGUGUUUGAUGAGGUGCACAGAGAGUUCAUGGUGGUCUCCUGGAAGCCUCCUCUGGACAGUGGCGGCGUAGAUGUCUCCAACUACAUCAUCGAGAAUAGAGACAUCAACAGAGAUGCCUGGACCACCGUGACGUCCGCCAACACCAAGACCUUCUGCAAGAUCCCCAAGCUAACGGAGGGCAGGGAGUACAUCAUGAGGAUCUCUGCAGAGAACAUGUACGGCAUCAGCGACCCGCUGGACUCCGAGGAGAUGAGAGCCAAAGAUCUCUUCAGAGUCCCAGAGGCCCCGGAGAUGCCCACGGUCAGGGAGGUGUAUGGCACAAACGCUCUGGUGCUGUGGUCCCGGCCUCGCGAUGGCGGGAAACCCAUCACCAACUAUAUCCUGGAGAAGAAGGAGCCCACCGCCAAGAGGUGGUCCAGAGCCACCCGAGACCCGCUGUACCCGGCCACCCAGUACCGGGUCCAGGACCUGGUGGAAGGAUGCGAGUACGAGUUCAGGGUGAUGGCUGAGAACGAGCUCGGCACCGGUGACCCCAGCGUCCCCUCCAAACCCAUCCUCGCCAAAGACCCCAUCGUGUGCCCCAGCCCCCCUGUGACCCCCGAGUCCUACGAUAAGACCAAGGACUCGGUCAGCCUGAGGUGGAAGAUGCCCCGCCACGACGGUAAGGGCCGUAUCUUCGGCUACCUGGUGGAGUACCAGAAGCCCGGUACCGUGGAGUGGUCCCCGGCCAACGAGACCCCGGAGCAAUGCCCCGACCUGCACUACGUGGCUACAGGCCUGGAGGACGGACAGGAGUACAAAUUCAGGAUCUUCACCGUCAACGCCGCCGGCAAAUCUGAGCCCGCCCACGUCAAGCAGACCAUCAAAGUCCAUGACAGGAUGGAGGAGCCAGAGCUUCUGUUGGACGCCAACAUGGCUCGUGACCACCUGGCCAUGCUGGGCUCCGACAUCACCCUGAGCGCCACCAUUAAAGGAGUCCCCACGCCCUCCGUCAGCUGGAAGAAGAAUGAUGGAGACGUCCCCACUCACAUCACCGUGGCCGUCACCACCAGCACCAGCAAAGUCUUCAUCCCCAAGAGCGUCCGGGCAGACUCCGGCAACUACACCAUCACUGUGGAGAACGCUGCCGGGAAGAAAUCUGCCACCGUCGCUGUGCUCGUGCUGAACAAGCCCUCUCCUCCCAGAGACCUGGCGAUCUCUGAGAUCACCAGCGAGUCUGCCUACCUGACGUGGAAGGUUCCUGAAGACAAUGGCGGUGCCGUCAUCUCCCACUAUGUGGUGGAGAAGAAGGACGUGGCCGCCGAGCAGUGGGUGCCCGUCUCUCCAGCCAAUAAGAAGCCGAGUCUGAUGGCCAUGUACCUGAUGGAAGGAAUCCAGUACCUGUUCAGGGUGGCUGCUGAGAACCAGUUUGGCAGGAGCGACUACGCGGUGACCAAGACACCCAUCAAGGCUCUCGACCCUCUCUAUCCUCCUGGUCCGCCCAAAAACCUGCACCACACCGAUGCAGACAAGACGGAGGUGUGGUUGGCAUGGGAGUGGCCCGACCGCACCGGUGGAAGUGAAAUCACCGGCUUCAUCGUAGAGCACCAGGAAGACGGCCAGACUGACUGGGUCCCCUUCAAGACCGUCAGCAACAACCACGCACACGUCACUGGGCUGGUGGAGGGCAAGACUUACCGCUUCAGGGUCAAGUCUCAAAACGCCAUCGGUGUAAGCCGCCCCGAUACCACCGUCCCUGUCACCUGUCAGGAAAAGACAUUGCCACCAACUAUUGAGGUUGAUGUGAAGCUCAUUGAGGGUCUUGUUGUCAAAGCUGGCAUUGCUAUUGCCCUUCCAGCCAAGAUGACAGGCAUUCCCAUUCCCACUGCCAAAUGGAUGACCGAUGGCAAGGAAAUCACAUCUGAGGGCCGCUAUCACAUUGAGUCUGCUGGAUCCUCAACCAUCCUCAGUAUCCCUAAGACCCAGAGGGGAGACACCGGAGAGUAUAUCCUCACUGUGGCCAAUCCUGCAGGCAGCAAAUCUGUCGCCCUGCACAUCACAGUGCUGGAUCUCCCAGGUCCACCCAUCUCACCGAUCAAUAUCUUGGAGGUCACCCCUGAUUACAUGAUGAUCCAAUGGAGGGCUCCCAAGGACGAUGGUGGCACGCCCAUCACCAACUACGUGGUGGAAAAGAAGGAUGUGAAAAAGCCGUGGGAGCCCUGGUCCGUCGUUAGCUCUAGUGGCACCAGCACUAAGGCCAAGGUGUCCAGGCUGGAGAAGGGUCGCGAGUACAUCGUCCGUGUCCGUGCAGAGAAUAAGAUUGGCCUCGGCGCAGGGCUCGAGAGUCCUCCCACUAUUGCCAAGCACAUGUAUAACCCUCCAGGUCCACCAGGUCUGCCAGAGUGCUCUGAUAUCACUGAGAAUGCUGUGACAGUCGAGUGGACCCUGCCUGACUAUGAUGGAGGCAGCCCUAUCAGUGGAUAUGUGAUUGAACGCAGAGAAAUGACAGGAAAGUGGAUCCGUGUCAACAAAACUCCUGUGCUAGACCUCAGAUACAGAGUCACAGGCCUGUUUGAAGGCAACAGCUACGAGUUCAGAGUGUUUGCCGAGAACAUUGCUGGUAUCAGCGAGCCUUCUGCCAACUCUGACUCCAUCAAGGCCACUCGUGCCAUCACCAAACCCGGACCCCCUGGCAAUCUUAAAUUGAAGGACUGGAGCAAGUCCUAUGCUGACAUCUGCUGGACCAAGCCAACCAGAGACGGAGGCAGUCCUAUUCUCGGCUAUGUGGUUGAGGUUCAGAAAUCAGGAUCUGCCCAGUGGGACAGAAUCAACAAGGACCUUAUCAAGAUGUGCGCCUACAGAGUGCAAGGCCUCAUUGAAGGAAUGGAGUACAGAAUUCGCAUCAGAGCCACCAACAAGGUUGGAGACAGUGAACCCAGGGAUCUGGCUGAGACUAUUUUAGCAAAGGACAUUCUGGUGCCCCCUGAGGUCAUUGUUGACGCGUCCUGUCGCGACUCUUUGACGGUCAGGGCAGGUCAGAUCAUAAGUUUGAUCACCAGGGUGAAGGGCAGACCAGAUCCAGAGAUCACAUGGACCAAGGAUGCCAGAGCCAUGACCCGGGACAAACGCACUGAGAUGAACAACAAUUACCCUGUGUGUGAACUUGUCAUCAAUGAAGCAGUCAGAUCAGACUACGGUAAAUAUGCCAUUGUUGCCAAGAACAGUAGUGGACAGGCACAGGCCACCAUUAUUGUCAACGUCCUGGACACACCGGGAUCUUGCCAGAACCUGAAAGUGGCCUACGUGACCAAGAACUCCUGCAUGGUGUCCUGGGAGAACCCUGAGGACAAUGGAGGCACUGAGAUCAAUCAAUACAUUAUUGAGUGCCGUCAGCCCAGCCAGAGAGGAUGGACUGUGGUCGCCAAUGACUGCACCAAGCGCCAGAUUAAGGCCCCUCUUAGUGAAGGCUGCGAGUACUUCUUCCGUGUCAGCGCAGAAAACAAGAUCGGUGCCGGUCCAUCAAUUGAGUCCAAGGCACCUGUGCUGGCAGUGGAUCCCAUUGAGAAGCCUGGUGAACCCAUUGACUUCCUCAUCUCCGAGAUCGGCAAGACCUUCUGUUUCCUCAAGUGGAAGAAGCCAGACUACGAUGGUGGUAGCCGUAACCUGGGUUAUCAUGUUGAGAAGAAGCCAAAGGAGGCUGAGGAUUGGGAGAGGCUUCACAAGGGUGCUAUCAAAGAGACUUACUUCAUGGCUGACAGGUGCAUCGAAAACCAGAUCUACCAGUUCAGAGUACAGACAAAGAAUGAGGGCGGUGAGAGCAACUGGGUGACCACACCUGAAGUCCUGGUUAAGGAACAGCUUGUGGAACCCGAAGUCAAGAUCAAACUGGAUGCGACCCUUGUGGUCAAGGCAGGAGACUCUAUUCCUAUUGAAGCCAUAGUGAAGGGCAAACCUCAGCCUGAUGUCAAAUGGACCAAAGAUGAGAACACACGUGAGAUAAAGAAGGGCCUCAGGCAUAUGCUUGAAACAGGUUCUGACUUCUCGAAGCUGUUGAUUACCGGCGCCAGACGCACAGACAGUGGUACAUAUAUUGUCACUGCCACCAACAGUGCAGGAACCGGCUCUGCUCACGCUAAGGUCAAUGUACUGGAUAGACCCGGCCCCAUCAUGGAUCUCAAGGUGUCUGGUAUCACCAUCGACAGGUGCCAUUUGGCCUGGGAAAUCCCAGAGGAUGAUGGUGGCUGCGAAAUCUACAACUACAUUAUUGAGAAAUGUGAGACCAAGAGGGGAGUCUGGUCGGUCCACUCGAACGCCGUCAUCACCAACAAAGCUAACGUCACACGUCUCAUCGAAGGCAAUGAGUACAUCUUCAGAGUUCGUGCUGAGAAUAAGAUGGGUCCUGGCCCCGCGGUAGAGAGUGAGGCCAUUGUCGCUGGUACCCAGUUCAGUGUACCUGGCGCUCCAGAGGUACCGGAGGUCACUAAGAUCUCCAAGGAGGAGAUGAUAGUGCAGUGGUGCGAGCCCGAGAGGGACGGAGGAAAGUCCAUCAUCGGUUAUCUGUUGGAGAAGAGGGAAGAGCAUGCCGUGAGGUGGUCUCCUGUCAUCAAGGAUCCAAUCCCUUCAACCCGCUACACCGUUUCUGGACUCCUGCCCCUCCAUGACUACCAGUACAGAGUCAAGGCUGUCAAUGAAAUUGGUAUUGGCAGCCCAAGCAAGCCAUCACUCGCCAUCACUGCCAAGGACACAGUUGAGCCUCCUGCACCUCCUACCAACAUGAAGGUCCUGGACAGCACCAGGUCCAGCUUCACAUUGGGCUGGACCAAGCCUGUAUCCGACGGUGGAGCUCCCAUCAUCGGCUAUGUUGUGGAGAUGAGGGUGCAGGGAAGCUCCAAGAAAGGAGACGAUGGUUGGAAGAGGUGCAACGUGGCAGCUCAGCUGGUAGUGUGCGAGUUCACGGUCUCGAGUCUGGAUGACAAGCUUGUGUAUGAAUUCAGAGUGUCGGCUCAGAACCAGGUGGGCAUGAGCCUGCCCUGCGACCUGGAGGGGGCUGUGAUCCCCAGGGAAAUACUAGAGGCUCCAGAUAUCAACCUGGACGCCAGCCUGAAGCAGGGCCUGACGGUGAGGGCCGGCUGUCCCAUCAGACUAUGUGCCACCAUCAGAGGCAGACCACCUCCCACGGUCACAUGGAGAAGGAUGGGAAUCGACAACGUGAUCAGGAAGGGCAAAGUGGACAUCAUUGACACCAUGACCUUCCUGGUCAUUCCCGACAGCACCCGCAACGACUCUGGCAAAUACUGCCUGACGCUACGGAGCCCCGCCGGAGAGAAGGCUGUCUUUGUCAAUGUGAAGGUUCUUGACACUCCGGGCCCAGUGGUGAACCUGGAAGCUGCCGACGUCAAACAGACGUCAGCCAUGCUCUCCUGGAGUCCUCCGGAUAUUGACGGUGGCAGCAAGAUCACGCACUACGUCGUGGAGAAGCGCGAGAUCGAUCGCAAGACGUGGGCAACCGUGAAGGUCGAAGUAGAGAAGGAUAAGGUUCCCUUCAAAGUCAGCGGCCUGAUGCCGGGCACCGAGUAUUACUUCAGAGUCACGGCCGUCAACGAGUACGGUCCAGGAGUCCACAAAGUGUCCCCCACAUCCUACAUGGCCUCCGAUCCUGUCAGCAAGCCCGAUCCUUGUGAGAAGAUCGAGGUUCUGGAGAUCACGAAGAACAGCGCUGCAGUCGGCUGGGUGAAGCCGGCGAGGGACGGCGGGGCCAAGAUUGAUGGUUAUGUGAUUGAAUAUAUCGAAGUGAAACCUCCUACAGAGCCUCCAGCACCUGUGGAGGUUCCUGAGGGAAAGGAAGCUCCUCCAUCUCUUCCAUCUCCUCCCGUGGUGGAGGAGGAUGAGGACGCGGAGCCGGAGCAGGAAGUGUGGAACGCCUACACCACGGUGAAGGGUCUGAGCAUCAGCAUCAGCGGCUUGAAAGAGAGCAAGAGGUACAAGUUCAGAGUGGCUGCCAAGAACAUCAUGGGCCAGAGCUCCUUCACCGAGACCCGGGAGCCCAUCGAGAUCAAGGAGCAGAUCAUGGAGCCAAAGAUCAUCAUGCCGGAGACGGUGAGCGCCAGAGCCGGAGCCAAGCUCAGGGUGGAGGCGCUGGUUUCAGGGAAACCCUCCCCGACCUGCAGGUGGAUGCGCGGUGAGGAAGCUGUUGUGCCGUCCAGCCGCCUGGCCGUGCACCAGUCCGGAAGCAUGUCUGUCCUGAUCAUCAAAGACGUGUCGAGGACGGACAGUGGCGAGUACAGCCUGGUGGCUGAGAACAGAUCUGCAAAGGUGGUCGAGUCACUGAAGAUCAUCAUUAGAGACAUCCCGGGUCCUCCCGAGGGCCCCGUGGUGAUCAGCGACAUUGACUCUGAUGCCUGCUCCCUUUCCUGGAACAAGCCCCUGGAGGACGGAGGCAGCAACAUCACCAACUACGUCGUGGAGAAGUGUGAUCUGAGCAGAGGCGACUGGGUGACGGCCACCUCGUCCGGAGGUCAGAAGACCAGCUGUAGGCUCGGGAAGCUCAUCCCCGGGAAAGAUUACGUGUUCCGCAUCCGAGCCGAGAACCGUUUCGGCAUGUCGGACCCCAUGCAGUCCGACAGGAUGGUGGCGAAGUUCCCCUUUGAUGUUCCCACUGAGCCCCUGAACUGCCGCAUCAACAAGACCAACAAGGACUGCAUGUUCGUGGCUUGGGAUAAGCCCGACAGCGACAGCGGCAGUCCCAUAACGGGUUACUACAUUGAACGUAAGGAGAGGAACAGCCUGCUGUGGGUGAAGGCCAACGACACCGUGGUCCGCACCACUGAGUACCCAUGUGCCGGCCUCAUCGAGGGCCUGGAGUACACAUUCAGGGUGUCCGCCAUCAACCGCGCCGGCCAGGGCAAACCCAGCAAGAAGACGGACUUUGUGACUGCGAGAACGCCUGUCGACACUCCAGGUAAACCAGAGAUCCUGGAUGUGACCAAGAACUCCGUGGUUCUGGUUUGGACCCGUCCCAAGAACGACGGCGGCAGUAAGAUCAUCGGGUACUACGUGGAGGCACUGCGGUUGCCGGGAGACUCGUGGGUCCGCUGCAACACCAGCAGCCAGAACGUGCCGCGGGAGGAAUACACAGUGACGGGUCUGGAGCGGGACCUGCAGUACCAAUUCAGGGUCAUCGCCAAGACCACCGUCAACAUCAGCAAAGCCUCGGAGCCCAGCGAGCCAGUGCUCGUCUGCGCCGAGAACGUGCCCCCGAGGGUGGAGGUCAACUCCAAGAUGCAGAAGGGUGUGAGGGUGAAGGCGGGCUCCACCAUCCUGCUGGAAGCCGAGGUGUUUGGGAAGCCGAUGCCCAGAGUUACGUGGAAGAGAGGCGAGGACAGCCUGAAGUCAGCGGAGGGCCAGGUCCUCACGCAGCACAGGAACCACUUCCAGCUGGAGAUGACGGCCGUCACCAAGGAGCACACAGGGACCUACAGCAUCCUGGCCGUGAACGCCAGCGGCUCCAAGAGCGCUGAGAUCCAGGUGGUCGUCCUGGAUGUGCCCGGCCCUCCUGCCAGUGCUAAGUAUGUUGAGGUGUUUGCCAUGAGUAUCAAGACGUCCUGGGAGCCUCCUCUGCAGGACGGCAGCACUUCCAUCACCAACUAUAUUGUGGACAAGCGUGAGACCAGCAGAGCCAACUGGGCUCAGGUCUCCUCCAAGAUCAAGGGCGAUGUCCUGGAGCUCAAUGUGGAGAAGCUCAUCGAGGGUCACGAGUACCAGUUCAGAAUCCGUGCUGAGAACACGUGGGGCGUCGGAGACCCCCUCGUCACCGCGCCCGUCAUCGCCAAGAACCCGUUCACCGUUCCUGGCACCUGCGAGGCCCCGGUGGUCACCAACGUGACCAGGCACCGUAUGACUGUGAGCUGGAAGGAGCCCCUGGAUGAUGGGAAGUCCACCAUCCUGGGAUACAUGCUGGAAAAGAAAGAGAUCAAGGAUCUGAACUGGACCAAGCUGAGCAGGAAGCCUAUGAUGGAGAGGAGCCUGGGCUUCACGGGUCUCACGGAGGGCUCCGAGUACGAAUUCAGAGUCAGUGCCGUCAACGCGGCGGGGCAGGGGAAACCCAGCGAGCCGUCCGCUACCACCACCGCACAGAAUCCUAUCACCCCUCCUGGCCCCGUGGUGAACCCCAGUGUGACAGACACAACCAACAGCACCAUCAGCCUGAGCUGGACCGCCCCUGCCAACAAUGGUGGCAGCCCCGUCAUUGGAUACUUGGUGGAGUGCAAGAAGGGCGAGGCCAAAGACUGGGUCCGCUGCAACGUGCCCAGGAACCUGCAGGAGACCAGCUACUCCAUCCAGAACCUGGAGCACAAGGCAGAGUACCAGUGCCGCAUCACGGCCAUCAACAAGGUCGGCUUCGGCGAGCCCGUGGAGGUACCGGGCAAGCACGUCGCCAAGGACAUCAUUAUUCCACCAGAGGCCGAGCUGAGUGCGGAGCUGAAGGCGGGCUUGGAGCUGCACGCCGGCACCACCAUGAGGCUACAGGCCACCAUCAAGGGCAGCCACGCUCCCAGGAGCAUCUGGGCCAAGAUGAACACCAACAUCAAGGACCGGCAGGGCGUUAUCAUGAAAUCCUCCAACACCGACACCUUGUUGAUGGUGGAGAACGUGAACAGAUACGAUGCUGGGAAAUACAUCCUGAGCUUGGAGAGCUCGGCCGGCAUGAAAAUGUACACCAUCGUGGUCAAGGUCUUUGAUACUCCCGGACCUCCCACCAACCUGAUGGUGAAAGAGUCCUGCAAGGACAGCGCCUCCAUCUACUGGGACACUCCUCUGAUCAACGGCGGCUACGAAGUCACCCACUACAUCGUGGAGAAGCGUGACACGGAGAGGAAGGCCUGGUCCAUCGUCUCCAACAACUGCGCCAUGACAUCCUUCAAGGUGCCAGACCUGGACGCCGGGCGCUCCUACUGCUUCAGAGUGUCAGCGGUGAACCAGCUCGGUGUCGGAGAGUGCUGCGAGACGGCCGACUCAGUCAAAGCAUCUGAGGAACCGGGACCGGUCAUGGACUUCAAGACUCUACUGAUCACCAAGGACUCCUGCACCCUGAGCUGGAAGAAACCCCUCACCGACGGAGGCAGCCGCAUCAUCUGCUACCUGCUGGAGGUGCUCAACGGGGAAGACAAGUACAAGGAGCUGAUGAGGUCCAAGAACAUGCAGUACAGUGCCAAGGACCUGGUGGAGGACCGGGAGUACAACUACAGAGUGAAGGCUGUGAACGACUCCGGAGAGAGCGCCACCAAGGAGCUGGUGGUGGUCGCCAAGGACCAGAUCAUUCAUCCCAGCUGUGACCUGAGGGAGUUGCCCAACAUGUGCUACAUCGCCAAGGAAGGCAGCACCGUGCGUCUGAAGAUCCCCAUCAUUGGCAAACCUACGCCCAAGGUCUCCUGGAAGAAAGGAGAUGAGGAGAACCUGACAGACAGUGGCCGGGUGUGUGCAGAGUCUUCUGCUGUCAACACCACCCUCCUGAUCCGGGACUGCCAGAGGAGCGAUGCCUCCAAGUACACCAUCACCCUAAGGAACAGCGCGGGAAGCAAGGAGUCCGCCAUCUUCAUCAGGGUGGUGGGGAAACCUGGCAUCCCAAUUGGACCCGUGAAGUUCAAAGACGUUACUGCGGACGGUGCAACGCUGAAGUGGGUCGCUCCGAAGGACGACGGUGGCUCUGAGAUCACAAACUACAUCCUGGAGAAGAGGGACUUUGUCACCAACAUGUGGGUGACUGUGUCCUCCACCGUGGAGAGCAACAGCAUGAGGGUGACCGGCCUCCACGAGGGCACCGAGUACAUCUUCAGAGUCUGCGCUGAGAACAAGUACGGCGUCGGAGAGGGACUCAAGUCCGACCCCAUCGUUGCUAAACAUCCAUUCAAUGUUCCCGAUGCUCCUCCUCCACCUGAGAUUAUGAGCAUGCGGCACAACUCUGCUUACCUGGCUUGGAAUGACCCCAGGAAGACUGGAGGGUCCCCCAUCACAGGCUACUUUGUUGAGUUCAAGGAGAGGAACAGUAUGCUGUGGAAGAGGACGAGCCCGAGUGCCCUGAGGAUGAAGGAGCACAAAGUAACAGGGCUGACUGAAGGUCUGGAGUACGAGUUUAGAGUCAUGGCGACUAAUCUGGCCGGCACCGGCAGACCGAGCGCCCCCACCGAUCCACAGGUGGCCCUGGACCCCAUCGAUGCCCCUGGGAGACCUGAUGUGAUCAGCAUCACCAGAAGCACCGUGACCCUGCAGUGGAGCGAGCCGCAGUUCGAUGGCGGCCACAGACUGACCGGCUACAUCGUGGAGCGCCGCGAUCUGCCCUCGAAGAUCUGGGUGAAAGCCAACACUGUGAAUGUUGUGGACCCGGCUUACACUGUCACCGACCUGCAGGAGGGCUGCAAGUACGAGUUCAGGAUCAGGGCGAAGAACUCCGCCGGUGCUCUCAGCCCGCCCUCGGAGCAGACGGAUACCAUCAUCUGCUCAGAUGAAUAUGCUGCCCCGACCAUCAUUAUCGAUGCUCAGGUGAUGGAGGGUCUGACCGUCCGAGCCGGCGAUACCAUUGUAAUCACUGCCACAAGCAUUUUAGGAAAACCUGCACCUACCUCAUGCUGGUCGAAGGGAGGAAAGUAUUUCAAACCCUCUGAUCUGGUUCAUAUCGAGACCACUGCAACUUCUUCCACUCUGUCCGUCAAGUACGCCAGCAGGAAGGACUCCGGGGACUACAUCAUCACUGCCAGCAAUCCCUUUGGUGUAAAGGAGGAAAACGUGAAGGUCACAGUUCUGGAUGCUCCUGGAGUUCCUGGGCCCAUGGAAUGCACCGGCAUCUCCUCUGAGAAGGUCACUCUUACCUGGACAGCUCCCACCAUAGACGGAGGCUCCCCUAUCAAGUACUACACCCUGGAGAAGAGAGAGACCAGCCGCCUGCUCUGGACCAUCCUGGAGGAGAAGGUCAUCGACUGUCACUACGUGGCCAACAAGCUCAUCCAGGGCAACGAGUACUUCUUCAGAGUCUCUGCUGUGAACCAGUACGGCGCUAGUGAGCCAUCUCACUCUGAGGCCGUCAAGAUGGUCGAUAGAUUUGGUCCUCCUGGUCCACCAUCUAAACCAGAGGUUGAGAAAGUUGAUGGACAUUCAGCCACGGUGACCUGGAGGAGGCCGGCUGAGGACGGAGGAAGUGACAUCCUAGGGUACUGUGUGGAGAAGAAGGAGAAAAGGGGGAUGAGAUGGGUCAGGGCGUCCAAGAAAUCCAUCGCUGAGCUCAGCUACGAAGUGACCAGUCUCACCGAGGGCAUUGAGUACGAGUUCCGUGUUCUGGCGGAGAACAAAGCCGGCUUUGGAGAACCGAGUGAACCAUCCAUGACUGUCAGAACCAUAGUGGCCGCCUUUGUGCCUGGACCUCCAGUCAAUCCAAGAGUCACAGACACAACCAAGACCACUGCCACUCUGAACUGGGGGAAACCUCUGGAUAAUGGAGGACUUGAAGUCACUGGAUAUGUGAUUGAGCACAAGAAGGAAGGAGCAGAAGAAUGGGUUAGAGACACCCCUUCAUCUCCACUUAGGAUCACAGAGUUUGUUGUUCCCAAGCUGGAAACUGGUGCAAACUACCACUUCAGAAUAAGCGCUGUGAAUGCUAAGGGAGUGGGUGUACCAGCUGAAACUCAGGAACUGAUUGAGAUUGUGGAGCGUGCAGCUGAACCAGGUUUCGAGCUGGAUAUUGAGCUGAGAAGAACCCUUGUUGUCAGGGCUGGCUGCUCCAUUCGCCUCUUUGUGCCAAUCAAGGGGCGUCCUUCACCUACCGUCACCUGGACCAGGGAGGGGGGUCCUAUCCCGCGCGCAGUCAUUGACAGCACCGAGUCCUUUACAAUGCUGAUCAUCCCAGAGAGUUCGAGAAUUGAUGUGGGUAAAUAUGAACUUACCCUGGAAAACUCUGCUGGAAAGAAGAGUGCCGAUAUAAAUGUGAGAGUCCUUGAUUCACCUGGACCUCCAAUCAACCUGAAACCAAUCAAGAUUGACAAGGACAGCAUUACUCUUCAGUGGGAGAUGCCUCUCAUUGAUGGUGGAGCCAAGAUCACCAACUACAUCAUUGAGAAGAGAGAAUCAACACGCAAGGCUUUUGCUACUGCUAUUACACAUUGUCCGACCACUUCAGUCAGGAUCGGUGACCUGGGUGAAGGCUGUGAGUACUACUUCAGAGUGUCUGCCGAGAAUGAGUAUGGCAUUGGUGAGUCGGUGGAAACUGCUGAUCCAAUUCGUGCAUCACAGGCACCAACUCCUCCAGAGAGUAUUAUUCCUACUGAUAUCACCAAGAACUCUGUUAGCCUGGCUUGGACCAAACCCAAGCACGAUGGUGGAAGCAGAAUUACGGGAUAUGUCCUUGAAGCCCAGAAGAAGGGAUCUGAUCCGUGGACACAUGUAACAGCAGUCAAGACCAUGGACUUCACAGUGAAGAAUCUUAAUGAGAAUGAGGGGUACAUUUUCCGUGUAAUGGCUGUAAACCACUCGGGUAGAAGCGCGCCACGUCAGAGCAAACCUAUUGUUGUCAAGGAUUCUACUUCCCUGCCUCAGUUUGACCUCCGUGGUGUAUGUCAGAAGACUGUUAUUGCCAAGGCAGGAGAUGACAUCAAGGUUGAAAUUCCAGUGAUGGGACGUCCAAGACCAACUAUCUCUUGGCAAAAGGAUGGCGCAGCCCUGAAGCUCACACAGAGAACCAACGCAGAAACCACUGCUGCUACUGUUACUCUCAGCAUCGGUGAAUGCACCAGAGGUGACAGCGGUGUGUACACCAUGACGGGAAAGAAUAUUGUUGGCUCUGUGACAGAAAACAUCAUCGUCAAAGUACAUGAUGUACCCGGGCCCCCGAAAGGACCAGUUAACAUUGUGGAGAUAUCUCGUACCUUUUGCGUCUUUGCAUGGGACACACCUGAGAAUGACGGAGGUGUUCCCAUCAACAACUAUGUGGUUGAGAUCAGAGACACAACUUCCCAAACAUGGACAGAGCUGUCUUCGACUGUAAUCCGUACCAUGUUCAAAGCCAUCCGCUUAACCACUGGAUCAGAGUACCAGUUCAGAGUAAAGGCUAAGAACAGAUAUGGUGUUGGACCUCCCAUCACCUCAGGGGUGGUGGUGGCUGCCUAUCCAUUCAAAGCCCCUGGACCUCCUGGUACUCCUGGUGUUGUCGCAUUUACCAAGGACUCAAUAACAGUUGGCUGGAAUGAGCCUGUGGCUGAUGGUGGAAAUGAAGUCAUUGGUUAUCAUGUUGAGAGGAAAGAAAGAAGCAGCAUCAUGUGGCAAAAGAUCAGCAAGAGCCUUGUAAAAGGAAACCUCUAUAAAUCCACCGGGCUUGAAGAUGGAGUUGCCUAUGAGUUCCGUGUCAUGGCUGAAAACAUGGCUGGAAUUGGUAAGCCCAGCAAGGCUUCAGAAGCAAUACUAGCCUUGGACCCUGUAGACCCACCAGGUCAGCCUGAGCCAAUAUUUGUCAACAAUAAUGUCAUCACCAUUCAGUGGACAAAGCCUGAGUACGAUGGUGGUUUCAAAAUCACUGGCUACACAGUGGAGAAGAAAGAACUGCCUGCUGGCCGCUGGAUGAGGGCCAACUUUACCAACAUCACUGAGACGGCAUUCACUGUCAGCGGACUGACUCAAGACGCCUCCUAUGAGUUCCGUGUUAUGGCCAGAAACUCAGCAGGUGCAGUGAGCGUGCCCUCUGAUGCCUCUGACCCAAUUAUCUGCAAAGAUGACAUUAUUGAGCCACGCAUUAUGGUUGAUGCCAUCUUUAAGGAUAUUGUUCUACUGAAGGCAGGAGAGUCCUUCAAGCUUGAUGCUGACAUUGCUGGUCAACCAACCCCAUCUAUGAUUUGGACCAAGAAUGGAAAGGAGGUUGAGAACACGAUGAAGUUGGAGGUCAGGUUCACAGAACUGACAACCACUCUGACUAACAAGGACUCUGUCAGAUCAGAUGGAGGAGAAUUUAUUUUGACUGCCACUAAUGUCGGUGGAUUUGCUAAGCACAUCUUUAACGUUAAAAUACUUGACAGACCUGGACCACCAGUUGGACCUAUGGAGGUAUCUAAUGUCAACGCUGAAAACUGUGUACUAACCUGGGCUCCACCUGCAGAUGAUGGAGGUGCUAAGAUUGAAGGAUACGUGAUUGAGAAGCGCGAGUCAAGCAGACUUGUUUGGACCAAUGUGGUUUCAGACCUGCAAGUUACACAAUACAAGGUGACCAAGCUGCUCAAAGGAAAUGAAUACAUAUUCAGAGUUAUGGCUGUAAACAAAUAUGGUGUUGGUGAGUAUCUUGAUUCAGAACCCACUAUUGCAGACAACCCAUAUGUGGUUCCAGAUGCUCCAACGAAUCCUGAGGUGACAGCUAUCACUAAAGAUUCAAUGUUUGUUAUGUGGCAAGUGCCUAAGAGUGAUGGUGGGACUCCCAUCACCAACUACAAUAUUGAAAGGAAAGAUAAAAUAGGUCUCCGCUGGGUCAAAUGCAACAAGAGGAAGGUCAAAGAUCUACAAGUUAAGGCAACAGGCCUUAUUGUCGGACAUGAAUAUAAAUUCAGAAUAAUUGCUGAGAAUCUUUCCGGAGUGAGUGCACCAAGUGCCUCGAGUCCAUUCUACAAGGCAACUGAUGCACUGUACGCGCCAGGUGCCCCAUGCAACCCCAGAAUCGUGGACACAUCCAAGUCCUCCAUUACUGUCGCCUGGAACAAGCCUGUCUAUGAUGGUGGCUCUGACAUCACUGGCUACAUUGUGGAGACCUGCAUCCCAUCUGAAAAGGAGGAAGAGGGGGAAUGGACCAUUGUGACACCUAAAGAAGUACUCCUUGCCACCUCAUUCACCAUUAUUAACCUGAAGGAGAACCAAGAGUACAAGAUUAACAUCUCUGCUGUCAACAGUGAAGGAGUUGGAGAGGCAGCAUCUGUACCUGGCAAUGCUAAGGCAGAGGACAGGCUCCUUCCACCUGAGAUUGAUUUGGAUGCUGAGCUUCGCAAGGUUGUCAGUCUUAGAGCUUGCUGCUCACUUAGACUGUUUGUGCCUAUCAGAGGCCGUCCAGCUCCUCAGGCUAAAUGGACCAAAGGUGAUAGUGAGCGUGUUGAGAGGGCAACCAUUGACAGCACAACAUCAUAUACGUCACUUGUAAUUGAAAAUGUCAACAGAUUUGACAGUGGAAAGUACAAUCUUACAGUUGAAAAUGACUCUGGCUCCAAGACAGUUACAGUCCAGGUCAGGGUGCUUGACACACCAAGUGCCCCGCAAAAUCUGAAGAUUACUGCUGUUACAAAUGAAGCUGUCACUCUGACUUGGGAUCCACCAGCGAAUGAUGGAGGAGUUAAGAUUAAGAACUAUAUUGUUGAAAAACGUGAGUCCACAAGGAAAGCAUAUGCCACAGUCAGUGCUAACUGCCAUCACACCACCUUUACAGUAGACCACCUCUUGGAAGGAUGCAACUAUUACUUCAGAGUUUUGGCUGAGAAUGAAUAUGGCAUUGGCCUGCCUAUUGAGUCUGGUGAAUCAGUUAAGGUGUCUGAGAAACCACAGCCACCUGGCAAAGUCACACUUAAGGAUGUUACCAAGAGCAGUGUCACCCUUUCCUGGGAGAAGCCAGUGCAUGAUGGUGGCAGCAGAGUGGGUUGUUAUGUUGUUGAGAUCCAGCCUAAGGGUGUUGAUAAGUGGAGCCAGUCUGUGAUUGUAAAGGAAACAGAAGCUACUAUAAAAGGACUCAAUGCAGGUGAAGAAUACAUGUUCCGUGUAGCAGCAAGAAAUGAGAAAGGAACAAGUGACCCACGUCAAAUUGGUGUGCCUGUGAUCGUGAAAGAUCUUGUGAUUGCACCUACAGCCAAAAUGUUGUUCAACACAUUCAGUGUGUUAGCAGGAGAAAACCUGACAGUUGAGGUCCCAUAUGUCGCACGUCCCAAAGCAGCUGUCUCCUGGAUAAAAGAUGGUGAGCCUCUGAAGAGAACUACAAGAGUGAACUUUAGUGGAACAGACACAAUGCUGAAACUCAUCUUAAAAGAGACUACUAGAGAUGAUGUUGGACAGUACCUUAUUACUUUAAGCAACACAGCGGGAGAGACAACAGCAGACAUUGGCAUUGUUGUACUUGACAAACCGGGUCAGUCGGGUGGUCCAGUUAAGGUGGAGGAGGUCACUUCUGACAGUGUAAGCAUCUCUUGGAAUCGACCAGAAUAUGAUGGUGGUUGCACGAUCAAAAACUACAUUGUGGAAAAGAGAGACUCAUCCACAACUACCUGGAUGGUUGUAUCUCCUAACCUUGCAAGGACCAAAAUCAAGGUAGGCAGGUUGAAGACAGGCUCUGAGUAUCAGUUUAGAAUCACAGCAGAAAACAGAUAUGGAAAAGGCCCGGCCCUUCUCUCAGAGUGUAUUGUGGCUCAAUACCCAUUCAAGCUCCCGGGACCCCCAGGAACUCCAUCCAUUGCAGUCUGCACCAAGGACAGCAUGACGGUGGCCUGGAAUGAACCUAUAAAUGAUGGUGGAAGCACUGUCUUGGGCUACCAUCUUGAACGCAAAGAGAGAAACAGCAUCCUUUGGGUAAAACUUAACAAGUCUCUUAUUACUGACCAAACCUUCAAGACCAAUGAUCUGGAAUCAGGAAUGGAGUAUGAAUACAGAGUUUAUGCUGAAAACAUUGUCGGAACAGGCAAAGUGAGCAAAGUGUCUGAGGGACGUAUUGCUAGAGAUCCUUGUGAUCCCCCUGGCACCCCAGAGGCAACAAAGAUUGCUAAGGACUCCAUGACCAUAGUUUGGACCAAGCCUGAAUAUGAUGGUGGUGCAAAGGUUACAGGCUACAUUGUGGAAAAGAAGGACCUUCCUGAAGGUCGUUGGGUGAAGGCUAACUUCACCAACGUCAUUGAGACUGAAUAUGUUGCAACUGGACUCGUGCAGGAGAAUCAGUAUGAGUUCCGUGUCAUUGCCAGAAAUGCUGCUGGUGUUUUCAGUAUGCCUUCUUAUAGCACCGGUCCUAUUACUGCCAGGGAUGAGAUUGAACCACCAAGCCUCAGCAUAGACCCAGAGUAUACCCAGACUGUUGUGGUUAAUGCUGGAGACAACUUCAAGAUUGAUGCUGAUGUUCGUGGAAAACCAUUGCCCUCUAUCCACUGGAUGAUGGGAGAGCAGGAACUUGGCAACACUAUUCAUAGAGAAAUUAAGAACACACCUAUCACAGCUUAUAUAUCUGUCAAGGAAGCUAAACUUACCGAUGGAGGACAAUACACUCUGCUGCUGAAAAAUCCAGGAGGGGAAAAGGUUGUGCAAGUCAAUGUUGUUGUUCUAGAUAAACCUGGAGAACCACAGGGACCUCUUGUUGUUACAGGAAUAACCAAAGACCGAUGCUGCCUUGCAUGGAAAGCACCACUGCAAGAUGGUGGCAGCAAGAUCUCUCACUACAUUGUAAAGAGGAGAGAGACAAGUAGACUUGUCUGGACUGUUGUCGACUCAAAAGUGGAGACGACUUAUUUAAAGAUUACUAAGCUCCUGGAAGGAAAUGAGUACAUCUUCAGAGUCCAUGCUGUCAACCACUUUGGAGUGGGAGCACCACUCGAGUCUGCUGCUGCCAUAAUUAAUGAUCCAUAUGCGGCCCCUGGAACACCCAAGAGCUUGGAAGUUUCAGAUAUUAAAAAGGAUUCAAUGGUGCUGACCUGGGAGGCUCCUUCUGAAGAUGGAGGCAGUCCUAUCACUGGAUACGUAAUUGAGAAACAUGACAAAGAAGGUGUAAGAUGGACCAGAUGCAACAGGAAAACAGUUACUGACUUGACUUUCAAGGUCACAGGACUUUUGGAAAGCCAUAGUUACGAAUUUAGAGUUGCAGCUGAGAAUUCUGUAGGCGUUGGUGAGCCAAGCUCUGCAACUGUAUACUUCAAAGCUCUUGAUCCCAUCUUCAGGCCUGGCCCACCACACAAUCCCAGAGUAACUGACACAGCUAAAACAUCUGUAUUCCUGUCAUGGGGCAAGCCCACCUGUGAUGGAGGUUGUGAGAUUCAGGGAUACAUUGUUGAGUGCUGCACUACCACAGAGCCAGCUGUGCCAGCUGAGGUCCCAGCUGCAGAGGCAGCUACCACAGAUGUCCCUGCCGAGGAAUGGGCAAUGUGCACACCACCAGCAGGUGUCAAGAAGACCAAGUUUGAAGUUGUGAACCUGAAGGAAAACCAGGCAUACAAGUUUAGAAUAUGUGCUAUUAACAAAGUUGGAGUUGGUGAGCAUGCUGAUGUCUCUGGAGCUGUUGUUGCACAGGACAGGGCAGAAGAGCCAGACCUUGACAUUGACCCAGAACUGAGAAAGAUUGUGACCAUUAAAGCUGGAGCUUCCCUUAGACUGUUUAUUCCCAUCAAAGGAAGGCCCACUCCUACUAUCAAGUGGGACAAAGAUGAAGCGGCACUUAAAGAGACAGCUCAGGUCGAGGUGACCAGCAGUUACUCAUCCCUUGUAAUUGACAAGAUGAGCAGAAAUGACAGUGGAAAAUACACCAUCACUGCAGAGAACGCCAGUGGAACCAAAUCUGCAUAUGUUGUCGUUCGUGUUCUAGACACACCUAGUGCUCCUGUUAAUUUGAAAGUGAAAGAAAUUACAAACCAGUCGGUGACACUUGUAUGGGAGCCACCUCUGCUAGAUGGCGGGUCCAAGAUCAAGAACUACGUUAUUGAAAAGAGAGAAAGCACACGCAAAACAUAUGCUGCUGUUGUAACAAAUUGUCAUGCUCUUUCGUGGAAGAUCGAGCCGCUCCAGGAGGGUUGUAGUUACUACUUCAGAGUCCUUGCUGAGAAUGAACAUGGUGUUGGCCUGCCUGCAGCAACUAUAGAUCCUCUUAAGGUCUCAGAGGUGCCCCAGUCUCCAAAGAACUUGAUUGUUACAGAUCAAACCAAAACAAGCAUCUCUCUGGCCUGGGAGAAGCCUGAGUAUGAUGGUGGUAGCAGAGUCCUGCAGUACCUGCUCGAGGUGCAGCUUAAGGGCCAGGAAAAGUGGAACGGUGUUAACACAUUUAAGACAAUGGAGACUACCGUUACCAAACUGAACCCAGGAGAGGAGUAUCUGUUUAGAGUUACAGCAAUCAAUGAUAAGGGAAAGAGUGACCCCAAAGUCCUUUCUGGUCCAGUGAUGACCAAGAACUUAGUCUUUGAGCCUGAUAUUCGACCAGCAUUCAGCAGCUACAGUGUCAAAGUAGGCAAAGACCUGAGCGUUGACAUUCCCUUCUUUGGACGACCUCAACCAAAAGUCUCAUGGAGUAAGGAUGGAGCUCCUUUGAAGUUCACAACCAGAGUUAACAUUCUCAACUCACCAACACAUACAACACUGAGCAUUAAGGAGGCAGCCGGUGAUGAUGGUGGAAUGUACAGUAUAAAUGUUGCUAACUCAGUCGGAAAGAAGGACACAACUGUUGAAAUCAUUGUACUUGACAAGCCUGGCCCUCCAUCUGGCCCUGUGAGGUUCGAUGAAAUCACAACACAGAGUGUCACUCUUUCAUGGGAUCCACCAAAGCACAAUGGUGGCUGCCAGAUUUCAAACUAUGUUGUACAGAAGAGAGAUACUACUUCAACAACAUGGGAAAAUGUCAGCAUCAACUAUGCAAGAACCACACUCAAAGUGCCUAGACUGAAGACUGGAUCAGAGUACCAGUUUAGGAUCAUUGCUCAGAACCGCUAUGGUAAGAGUCAUGGUCUGGAUUCCUCUGCUGUGGUUGCUAAGUACCCAUACAGAGAGCCAGGUCCACCAGGCACACCCUUCAUCUCUUCUCUAUCUCGGGACCACCAAAUUGUUGAGUGGCACGAGCCUGUCGCAGAUGGAGGCAGCCCUGUCCUUGGCUACCAUCUUGAAAGGAAAGAGAGGAAUAGUAUUCUCUGGGUCAAGAUAAACAAGACACUUAUUCAUGAUCCUACUUUCAAGAGUUACCCCUUGGAGGAGGGUAUUGAGUAUGAAUACAGGGUUUAUGCUGAAAAUAUUGUUGGCAUUGGCAGGUGCAGUAAGGUCUCUGAGGGCUGUGUUGCCCGUGACCCAUGUGAUUCUCCUGGCACACCAGAGGCCAUCCAUGUGACAAAAGAUACCCUUAUCAUCCAAUGGACUAAACCAGAGUAUGAUGGUGGCAGUAAUAUCACUGGCUAUACCGUGGAAAGGCGUGAUCUGCCAGAGGGCAGGUGGGUAAGGGCGAACUUCACUAAUGUGAUUGAGACCAAGUUCACUGUCACUGGUCUCACUGAAAAUGCACAGUAUGACUUUAGAGUCAUUGCUAAAAAUGCUGUUGGCACAGUCAGUAAACCAUCCUACAACAGUGGACCAAUCACUGUAAGUGAUGAGAUGGAGGCACCCAAAUUCUCCAUUGACCCCGAAUUCACCAAGACCAUUAUCAUCAACGCCGGAGAGACCUUCAAGCUAGACGCGGAUGUCCAUGGCAAGCCGCUCCCUACAAUCCAGUGGUUCAAGGGUGAAAAACCAAUCGAGAAUACACUCAGACUAGAGAUAAAGAACACAGAAAACCAUGCAAUGAUUGUCGUUAAGGACUCUGUUAGAAUUGAUGGUGGAGUUUACACGCUCCAGCUAACAAAUGGCGCUGGCAGUGAAACUGUUCCAUUCAAGGUUGUGGUCCUGGACAGGCCCAGCCAAUGUGAAGGACCCCUCCAUAUCGCUGGAGUAGCUGAAGAUAGAUGCACACUGGCAUGGCGUGCCCCUCUACAUGAUGGAGGUAGUCCUAUUAAACACUACUUCAUCGAGAGAAGAGAGACUAGCCGUCUAGCUUGGACUGUUGUUUCUAACAGCUGUGAAACCACAUGCUACAAAAUCACCAAAUUACUGGAAGGCAAUGAGUAUAUGUUCCGUGUCAUGGCGGUUAACAGUUAUGGCGUCAGUGAGCCACUGGAGUCUAGCGGAGUGAUUAUGAAGACUCCAUUUGUUCCUCCUGGUCAACCUCACAUUGAGGAAGUAUCCAACAUUGCUCAUGAUGGCAUGACCAUCACUUGGUCAGCCCCUGAGAUAGAAGGUGGCAGUGAGAUUACCAAUUACAUAAUUGAAAAGAAGGACAGACAAGGAAUCAAAUGGACCAGAUGCAACCGACAGAAAGUCACUGAUCUCUCUUUCAGAGUUACAGGCUUAACCACCGGCCAUGAAUAUGAGUUCAGACUGGCUGCUGAGAAUGUAGUUGGAGCAGGAGAGCCAAGCCUUCCAAGUUCAUACUACAAGGCCAGUGAUCCCAAGUACAAACCUGGUGCACCAGCAUAUAUGAACGUGAUUGACUCCACAAAGAGUUCUAUUACAGUCUCAUGGGGUAAGCCUCUGUCUGAUGGUGGCAGUGGCAUUCAAGGAUACAUUGUUGAAGUCUGCAAGGCUGAAGAGGAGGAAUGGACCAUGGUUACUCCCCCCACUGGCCUGCGUGUCAACAAAUAUGAAAUCACCAAACUUACAGAGGGUCAAGAUUACAAGAUCCAGGUGUUUGCUCUGAACAAACUGGGAGUUGGUGAGCCAGCAGCUCUUUCUGGAACAGCUAAGCCAGAGGAAAGGGUGGACCCACCACUGAUCCAGCUCGACUCUGAGCUGAGGAAGGGCAUCAUUGUGAAAGCUGGCGGAUCUGUUAGAAUCCAUAUUCCAUUCAAGGGCAGGCCAACACCUGAGAUUAAGUGGACUAAGGAUGAGGGAGACAUGACUGAAAAAGCGGUGGUUGAGAAAUCUCUCAACUUCACACAGUUGUCAAUUGACUCAUGUGAUAGGAAUGAAUCAGGAAAAUACAACCUGAGCCUGACAAAUAGCAGUGGGUCUGUGUCUGAGCUUGUUGUUGUUAAAGUCCUGGAUACACCCAGCGCCCCACUGAAACUUCUUGUUCAAGAAAUCAAAAAGGACUCUGUCACUCUUGUAUGGGAUGCCCCACUGAUUGAUGGAGGUUCCAAAAUCAAGAACUAUGUGAUCGACAAACGUGAAUCAACCAGAAAGGCAUAUGCAAAUGUGUCCACAAAAUGCACCACGACAACAUUCAAAGUUGAGAACUUGAUUGAAGGUGCUAUGUACUACUUCAGAGUCAUGGCUGAGAAUGAUUAUGGAAUCGGCCAGGCUGUUGAAACAAAGGCGGCUUUCAAGGCCUCCGAGGUACCACUUCCUGUUGGAAAAGUCUCCAUCACUGAUGUCAGCAAAGCCACUGUCUCACUGGCCUGGGAGAAACCUGAGCAUGAUGGAGGCAGUAGAAUUGGUGGCUACCUAAUUGAGAUGCAACCCAAGGGUACAGAUAAGUGGGGAGUUGCAACAAAUACAAAGACAUGCGAAGGCACUGUCACAGGACUCACAUCAGGUGCAGAAUACCUAUUCCGUAUCAUUGCUUACAAUGAGAAGGGAAAGAGUGAGCCAAAUGUACUUGCUGCACCCGUUGUUGCAAGUGACAUGACCAUGGAGCCUAGCAUUAAGAUGCAAUUCAAUACCUACAGUGUAUUAGCUGGAAAAGACUUGAAAUUGGAGUUCCCUCUGCUUGGGAGGCCCAAACCUAAAGUUGCCUGGACAAAGGAUGGUCAGUCUUUGAAGGUGACAUCUAGAGUCAAUGUGGUAAACACACCAACAACAACUGGAAUUAAAAUUACUGAGGCAUGCAAGGACGACUUUGGCAAAUAUUCCAUUACAGCAACCAAUAAUGUCAGCACGAUCACUGAGGAUGUGUCUGUCAUUAUCCUUGACAAGCCUGGUCCACCAAAAGGUCCAGUGAACGUUAUUGAAGUGAGCAACACCUUUGUCCAUCUCUCUUGGGAGCCGCCAGAGUACAUGGGUGGAUGCCAGGUAAAGAGCUAUGUAGUGGAGAAGAGAGACACCACCACCCAAGCAUGGCAGUCAGUCACCACACAGCAUGCUAGAACAGCUCUCAAGGUCACCAAGCUAAAGACCGGUGCAGAAUACCAGUUCAGAAUCAUAGCUGAAAACAGAUAUGGAAAGGGUGCGUCUCUGGAGUCCAAGUCCAUUGUUGUUCAAUAUCCAUACAAACCACCAGGGCCUCCAGGAACACCAUUUGUAAAAUCUGCAACAAAGGAAAUGAUGAUCAUUGAGUGGAAUGAGCCAGUCAAUGAUGGUGGAAGUUCAGUAAUUGGGUACCAUCUAGAAAGCAAGGAGAGAAGCAGCAUCAUGUGGAACAAACUGAGCAAGACUCUUAUCACUGAUACUCAGUUCAAGAUCUGUAAUCUUGAGGAGGGUAUUGGAUAUGAAUUCAGAGUCUAUGGUGAAAAUAUUGUUGGCAUUGGCAGAUGCAGUAAAGUGUCUGAGUCCUUUGUUGCUCGUGACCCAUGUGAUCCUCCUGGUGCUCCUGAAGCUAUAACUAUUUCUAAGACCCUAAUCAAGAUUCAGUGGACCAAGCCUCAGUAUGAUGGUGGCAGCAAAGUAAAUGGAUAUAUUGUGGAAAGGAAAGACCUUUCCUCCCCUGAUGGGCGCUGGGUAAGAGCUAAUUUCACAAAUAUAAUUGAGACCGAGUAUACCGUCACUGGCCUGACAGAGAAUGAGCAAUAUGAAUUCAGAGUUAUUGCAAGAAAUGCAGCUGGAGUCUUCAGCGAGCCAUCCGACAGCUCUGGACCUAUUACUGCUACUGAUGAAAUUGAACCACCAAGGGCCUCAAUGGAUCCCAAAUACAAGGAUGUCAUUGUGGUCAAUGCUGGAGAACACUUGCUUAUUGAUGCAGACAUAUAUGGCAAACCAAUUCCUGAUAUUGUCUGGCUAAAAGAGGGCAAGGAAAUGGACAAAGCCCUUCGCAUUGAAGUGAAAACUACACAGAAACGGGCAGCUAUUACCAUCAAGGAUGUAACCAAGCUUGACAGUGGCCACUAUGACUUCGUUCUCAAAAAUCUGGGUGGUACAAAAACCUUACCUAUUACUGUCAAAGUCCUUGAUAAACCAGGUCCACCCCCUGGAACCAUGACAGUGACAGGAAUCAUGGCUGACAGGUGCACACUUGCCUGGUCUGAACCAACUCUGGAUGGUGGGGCUAGUAUCACUCACUAUGUCUUGGAGAAGAGAGAGACUAGCAGGUUGUCUUGGACAGUUGCUGCACCAAAUAUCAAGGGUCUGUUCUAUAAACUAAAAAAUUUGCUCCCUGGAAAUGAAUACAUUUUCAGAGUCAAGGCAGUCAACAAAUAUGGUGUUGGCGAUUGUCUUGAGAGUGAACCCAUUAUUGCACGCAAUCCUUACAAGCCACCUAGUGCUCCUGGAACACCAGAAGGAAGUCAGAUCACAAAGGACUCUUUGGUUUUGACAUGGACUGCUCCAGAACAGACUGGUGGAGCUAACAUUGAAUGCUAUCACCUUGAAAAACGAGACAAAGAUAGUGUAAGGUGGACAAAAUGCAACAGACAAAAGCUGACUGACAACCACUUCAAGGUCACAGGUCUGAUGACGGACCACUUCUAUGAGUUCCGUGUUGCUGCAGAGAAUGAGGCUGGAAUGGGAGACCUUAGUGAGUUGUCCCUACUUUACAGAGCGUGUGAUGCCAUAACACCACCUGGACCUCCACACCAUCCUAAGGUGACAGACUACACAAAUUGUUCUGUGUCUCUGUCCUGGGGCAAACCUGACUUUGAUGGUGGUGCCUACAUAAAGGGCUACAUUGUUGAAAUGAGGGAGUAUACACUAGUGCUUGAAUCAACAGAGGAGGCAGAAGUAGCACCAACAGUAGAGGCACCGGUUGAAAAAGAAUGGACCAUGUGCACUCCACCAACUGGCACACAAGCAACUAAACUCACUAUCACUGAUGUGAAAGAGGGUGGAGAGUACCAGUUCCGUGUCUGUGCCAUCAACUCUGAGGGAGUGGGGGAGGCUGCUAAUGUCCACAGCACUGUGGUAACUUCUGACCGGGUAGAAGCACCAGAGAUCGAGCUGGACGCUGAUCUCAGAAAGGUGGUAUCUGUCCGUGCAGGUGGAACUCUACGUCUGUUUGUCGCCAUCAGAGGAAGACCUGAACCUGCUGUGAAAUGGGAGAAGGUUGAGGGUACUCUCACAGAGCAUGCUGCAAUUGACACCACCAGUUCAUACACCAUGCUUGUCAUUGACAAUGUUAACCGCUUUGACAGUGGCAAAUACUCACUAACACUGGAGAACAGCAGUGGUGAAAAAUCCGCCAUUGUUGCAGUGAGAAUUUUGGAUACACCAAGUGCACCACAAAGCUUUUCAGUGAAGGAGCUCAAGAAGGAUUCUGUGACUCUUGCCUGGGAUACCCCACUCACUGAUGGUGGCUCUAAAAUCACAAACUACAUUGUAGAGAAGAGAGAGUCUGUCAGGAAGGCCUAUACUACUGUCACUAGCAACUGCUUGGCCAACUCAUUCAAGAUUGAAGAGUUACCUGAAGGUGGCAUUUUCUACUUCAGAGUAUGUGCUGUUAAUAAAUAUGGCCAAGGACAGACGGUUGAAACCAAAGAAGUCAAAGUGUCUGAGGUACCGCUGCCACCAAGCAAGGUUAGCCUUGUAGAUUUGACAAAGACCAGCGUGUCACUGGCAUGGGAUAAACCUGUCCAUGAUGGUGGAAGCAAAAUAAUGUGCUACAAUGUAGAAUUCAAGCCUAAGAGUGGAGAUAAAUGGGGCACAGCAUGCACAGUCAAGGUGCCUGAGGCAACCAUUCCUAAUCUGACUCCUAAUGAAGCCUAUUUAUUCAGAGUUGUUGCAAUCAAUGAGAAGGGAAAGAGUGAGCCGAAGGAUCUUGGCUUGCCUGUGGUUGCAAAGGAUGUUGCAAUUGAACCAUCGCUCAAUUUACUGUUUAACACAUACAGUGUAAAGGCUGGAGGCGAUCUCACUCUCGAGGUUCCAGUGAAAGGCAGGCCAAAGCCUGUUGUAUCCUGGAAGAAGGAUGGCCUUCCUUUGAAGCAAACAUCCACUUUGACCAUCCUAAACACUGCUACCUCAUCCAAAAUUAUCAUCAAAGAGGCUUGCAGAGAACAUGUUGGCAAGUAUGAAAUCACUCUGGCAAACACAGGAGGAACCGUCACAACAGAUAUUGGAGUUGUUGUCCUUGAUAAACCCGGUGCUCCUAAAGGUUUUAAGUUAGACUCAGUGACGUCAGACAGCAUUACACUGUCCUGGUCUUCACCAGAUUACGAUGGUGGCUGCUCCAUCAGUAACUAUAUUGUGGAGAAGAGAGACACAAACUCACAAGAAUGGCAGAUGGUAGCAAGUAAUGUUGCUAGAACAUCUUUCAAGGCUGGCCGACUGACACAUGGAUCAGAGUACCAAUUCCGCAUCUAUGCAGUCAACCGUUAUGGAAAGAGUACAUAUCUGGAUACACCAGGAAUCACAGCUCAGUAUAACUUCAAACAGCCUGGACCUCCUUCCACACCUAUCGUGAUGUUGGCCACCAAGUCUUACAUGUUGGUGACUUGGAAUGAGCCCGUUAAUGAUGGUGGUAGUCCUGUUGUGGGCUACCAUCUGGAGAGAAAGGAGCGUUCUAGCAUUAUUUGGACAAAGUUGAACAGAGGAAUGAUCAAAGAUACAGAAUACAAAGUCAAUGGAAUUGAAGAGGGCAUGAUGUAUGAAUACCGCGUCUAUGCUGAAAAUAUUGCUGGUAUCGGUAAAGUUAGCAAGGCCUGUGAAGCUGUAGCAGCCAGAGAUCCAUGCGAUCCUCCCGGCACACCUGUGGUCACUGCUGUUACCAGAACAUCUGUCUCUUUGUCUUGGGAUAAACCAGAGUAUGAUGGUGGAGCCAAUGUUUCUGGCUACACCAUUGAACGCAGAGACCUUCCUGAAGGACGAUGGACAAGGUGCAACUUCACCAAUGUGCCUGAGACCCGUUAUGACGCAACAGGCCUUACAGAGAACAGUCAGUAUGACUUCCGUGUCAUUGCUAAGAAUGCAGCUGGCCUGUACAGUGAUCCGUCUGACACCACUGGACCCAUCACUGUCAAGGCUGAUGUGGAUCCACCACGCAUUAUGAUGGAUGUCAAGUUCAGAGAGACAUUGCUUGUGAAAGCAGGAGAGACUCUGCGGAUUAAUGCAGACCUUGCGGGACGUCCCGCCCCUGUCGUUUCCUGGACCAAGGAUGGCAAAGAGAUUGAGCUGAGAGCCAGAAUCCAGAUUGUUUCAACAGAUACCAGCACUUCUGUCAUUGUGAAGGAUAGCAUCAGAAGAGAUUCUGGACAGUAUGUCCUGACUCUGCAGAAUAUUGGCGGAAAAGUCACCAUGCCAAUAAACUGUUUGAUUCUAGAUAAGCCAGGACCCUCAGCAGGACCUCUGGAGAUCACAUCUCUCACAGCUGAGGCGUGCACUCUGUCAUGGGGUGCUCCUCAGGAGACUGGCGGGGCUGACAUCACACAUUACGUUGUUGAGAAGCGUGAGACUAGCCGCUUGGCAUGGACAGUAGUGGAGGGAGAUGUCACAAACACAUACCUCAGAGUCACAGGACUGCUCAAGGGCAACGAAUACAUCUUCAAGGUUUUGGCUGUCAACAAGCACGGACUUGGUGAGGCUCUGAACAGUGAUGCUGUAAAGAUUACAGAUCCAUACACCUUUGCCACUGCUCCAAAUAGUGUCGAUGUCACUGCCAUAACUGGAGAUUCAAUGACCCUCACCUGGUGCAAGCCAGCCAGCAACGGAGGCAGUCCCAUCACUGGAUAUGUGAUUGAGCGCCGUGAAAAAACAGGCAUGCGCUGGGUCCGUGUGAACAGAGAUCCAGUUGUUGAAUGUACCACAGUAGCCACCAAACUGCGUAAAGGUUGUGAUUAUGACUUCAGAGUCUAUGCUGAAAAUGCCGCUGGUCUGAGUCCUCCAAGUGAACAAUCUGCAUCAUUCAGAGCAGCAGAUGCUCUGGUUGUAUCUUCUCGCCCAACAAAGCCAAAGACUGUCAGUUCAACCAAGGAUAGUGUAUCCAUUGUCUGGAAAUCACCAAGAGAUGAUGGCGGUGCUCACAUCCUUGGAUACAGUGUAGAAUACAGAGAGUACGUCCGUAAACCAGAGCAACCAGAGGUUGAGGAGGAAGAGGAAGAAUAUGAGGAGGAUGAGGAAGAGGAGGUACCUGAAUCACCUGAGGAACUGGCAAGAUGGGUUGAAGCUAUCCCUCUUACCAAGAGCUUGGAGUUCACAAUUACCGGACUAAAGACAGAUGCAGAAUAUGAAUUCUGUGUCAAGGCCAUAAACAAAGUUGGCAGCAGUGUGCGUAGCCCAUAUUCAGAUGCAGCUACAGCAAUGGACAGAACUGCGGAGCCAUCAUUUGACGUUGACAUUGAGAUGCGUAAAGUACUUGUUGUCAAGAACGGCACAGCAUUUACUCUCAAUGUACCAUUUAAGGGCAAACCUGUGCCAUCAGUGGCAUGGGCCAAGGAGGGCGUUGAUCUGAAGGUCAGAGGAACCAUUGAAUCAACAGAAUCCAGCACUUCACUGACCCUUGAGAAGUCAACUAGAAAUGACUCUGGAGAGUACUGUGUCACCAUUGAAUCCCCAUUGGGAACAACAACAUUGCCCAUAGUGGUCAAGGUGCUCGACUCUCCUGGCCCUCCGGUCAAUGUUAAAGUGCCAGCAGUCACCAGGGAUUCUGCUACCCUUACAUGGGAAGCUCCAGAGAACGAUGGUGGUGACGCAGUAAAGGCCUACCAUGUUGAAAAACGUGAGGCCAGUAAGAAGGCCUGGGUGUCUGUGACCAGCAACUGCCACGCACUCACUUACAAGGUGGGAGACUUGCAGGAGGGAGCCAUGUAUUACUUCAGAGUUAUUGGAGAGAAUGAACAUGGAGUGGGUGUCCCUCAGGAGGCCAAGGCUGGAACAAAGAUUACAGAGGUACCAAGUGUACCCAUGAAACUGGGAGUUGCAAAUGUUACCAAGGACAGCGUUACGAUCGCCUGGAUGAGGCCAGAGUAUGAUGGCGGUAGCAGGGUCACUGGAUACCUUAUCGAUGCUCUGGAGAAGGGACAGACCAAGUGGGUGAAGUGCGCCACCGUGAGGACGAUGACCCACACCAUCAAGAGCCUGAGGGAGUGUGCCGAGUACUACUUCAGAGUCCGGGCCGAGAACCACGCCGGCCUCAGUGAACCCAAGGAGAUGAUUGUACCCAUCAUCGUCAAGGAAAUACACGAGGCUCCAGAGUUCGACCUGAAGAACUACCCUAAGAAUACAGUUUAUGUGAGAUCAGGAGCCAACCUAACCUUCGAGAUUCCUCUGACCGGCCGGCCCACGCCGAAGGUGACCAUGUCCAGAAACAACGUAGUCAUCAAGGGAUCCAAGAGGCUGCUGACAGAAGUCACUCCGGACAGUUUGAUCAUCACUCUGAACGAAAGCACUGCAAGCGACGCCGGCAAAUACGAAGUCACCGCCUCAAACGUGGGAGGCACCACCAAGAUCUCCAUCAUCUUCGUAGUGCUGGACCGACCCGGACCUGCCAUCGGUCCGGUGGAGAUCGGAGAGAUUGGAGAGACCACGGUGUGCCUGAAGUGGACGUGUCCAGAGUACGACGGUGGCAGUCCGGUCACCAACUACAUCGUUCUGAAGCGUCAGACCAGCACUCCCAACUGGGCCGAGGUGUCCACCAACAUCGCCAGAAGCUCCAUCAAGGCCACCAAGCUGACCAAGGGAGAGGAGUACCAGUUCAGGAUCAAGUCAGAGAACCGCUACGGGGUCAGCGACCACAUCGACAGCAAGCCCGUCAUGAUAAAGCUACCGUACACCGUCCCUGGACCUCCGUCCACGCCAUGGUUCAGCUAUGUGUCCAGAGAGAGCCUGACGGUGUGCUGGAAUGAGCCGGUGAACGACGGAGGAAACUCUGUGAUCGGAUAUCAUGUCCAGAUGAAGGAACGGAGCAGCAUCCUCUGGCAGAAGGUCAACAAGACAGCCAUCUCAGGAAACCAGUGGCGCGUCACCAACAUCUGCCCCGGUCUCAUCUAUGAGUUCAAGGUGGCCGCAGAAAAUGCUGCCGGCAUUGGAAAGAUGAGCAAGACCUCUGAAGAAGUGCUCGCUAUUGAUGCCUGCGAGCCCCCAGCCAAUGUCCACAUCUCAGAGGUGACCAAGAACUCGGUGAGCUUGGCGUGGCAGCGGCCUCCGUAUGACGGGGGCAGCAAGAUCACGGGCUACAGCGUGGAGCGGAGGGAGGCUCCCAGCGGCAGAUGGGUGAAGGCCAACUUCACGAACAUCAUCGAGAUGGGCUUCACCGUCUCUGGGCUGAACCAGGAUGAGUCCUACGAGUUCAGAGUUUACGCCAAGAAUGCCGUUGGCUCUGUCAGCAACCCGUCACUCAUCGCUGGCCCGGUCACCUGUGUCGACGCCUGCGGCUCCCCGGCCAUCGACCUUCCUCCAGAGUAUCUGGAUGUGGUUCAGUACAAAGCUGGAUCUUCUGUUAAGCUCUGCGUGGGAAUCCUGGCCAAGCCUCUGCCCAGCAUCGAGUGGUUGAAGGACGGGAAGGAGCUUGUGCCGACUUCCACGCUGUCCAUCGAGAGCACCACGGACUCCUCUGCGGUCCUGAUCAAAGACGCCUCGCGCUGCAACACCGGCUCGUACGAAGUCAAGAUCAGGAACGUUCUGGGCUCAGCGUCUGCAACCAUCAGGAUCCAAAUCCUGGACAAACCCGGACCUCCAGCCGGCAUCAUUAACUUCAACUCUGUCACGGCGGACAGGAUGGUAUUCAGCUGGGAGCCUGUGCCCGAGUCAGACCAGGGCGGUUUCACAGUGACCCACUACAUCGUGGAGCGGCGUGAGACCAGCCGAGUGGUAUGGUCCACAGUUUCAGACCACCACGAGAAAACUCAUGUCACCAUCGGCAAGCUGAUGCGUGGAAACGAGUAUGUGUUCCGUGUGAUGGGAGUGAAUAAGUUCGGAGUCGGACAGCCACUGGUGUCGGAGCCUGUCAUCGCCAAGAACGCCUUCGUAACUCCUGGGCAGCCUCAUACUCCCGAGGUGAAUACCAUCACCAAGUCCACCAUGGUGGUAGAAUGGAACAAACCAGGAGUAGACGGAGGUAGCGCUGUGACAGGAUACUACCUGGAGAGGCGCGACAAGAAGAGCCUGCGCUGGAUCAGAGUUUACAAAGACCCGAUCGCGGACAUCAAGAAGGACGUGUACCAUCUGACUGAAGGAAACGAGUACCAAUAUCGUGUGUGUGCAAUUAACAAGGCCGGAGAGGGGCCGUUCUCCGAAGUGUCCGACUACUACAAGGCUGCUGACCCUGUUGAUACACCAGAUGAGCCUUGCAAGCUGAAGUUGGUGGACUCCACCAAGACGUCCAUCACAUUGGGCUGGUCCAAGCCCGAGUGGGACGGAGGCAGCGAGGUGAUCAGCUACAUGUUGGAGAAGCUUGUUGAAGGAGAAGAAGAGUGGGCUAUGAUUACCUCCAAGGGCGAGGUUAAGACCACUGAAUACACAGUUCACGACUUAAAACCAGACGUCAACUACUUCUUCAGAGUCUCUGCUGUCAACUGUGCUGGCCGUGGAGAGCCUCUGGAGAUGACUGAGCCUGUGCAAGCUAAGGAUAUCCUGGAGGAGGCUCAGAUUGAUUCCGACGUGGCCAUGAGAACUCAUUACAUCGUGAAGGCCGGUAAGGACGUGGAGCUGUCUGUUCCUCUGAAGGGCCGUCCAGCUCCUACUGCCUCCUGGAGUAAAGGAGAGGAAUGCAUCGAUCGUGACCCCAAAUACGAGUUCCAUCACUCAGACACCACCACCGUGCUUGUGAUGCGUGAGGUGACCAGGCUUGACACCGGGAAGUACACGGUGAAGAUAGAGAACGGUGUGGGACAGCCAAAGACGCUGACUCUCUCCGUGAAGGUCCAGGAUACUCCAGCUCAGUGCAGAAACCUGGUCCUGAAGUACGUGACGCGGGGGAAGGUCGCUCUCUGCUGGGAGCCUCCGCUCCUCGACGGCGGCGCUGAGAUCACAAACUACAUUGUUGAGAAGAGGGACUCUUCCAAGAGAUCCUACUCAGCAGUGACAAACAAAUGCACAGAAACAACAUACUCUAUGGAAGACCUCUCCGAGAAGACGUCCUUCUUCUUCCGUGUGUUAGCAGAGAAUGAGAAUGGCGUUGGUGAUCCGUGUGAGACUCUGGAGCCUGUGAAGGCCACAGAGACUCCGGGCCCGGUCAAGGAGGUUUCUAUGAAGGAUUCGUCCAAGACCUCUGUCACUCUGCAGUGGCUGAAGCCCGAUUAUGAUGGCGGCAGCAUCAUCUCCGACUACGUCAUUGAGAAUAAGCUCAAGGAUGAGGACUGGUCAUUGGGAGGAACCAGCAAGCAGUGUGAGUUUGAGGUAAAGAAACUCAAGGAGCACUCAAACGUGUCAUUCAGAGUGGCCGCCAGGAAUGAGAAGGGACAGGGCGACUUUGUUGAGAUGGGUCCUAUUAAGGUCAUCGACUACAUUAUCACACCUGAGGCGAGCCUUGCAGAGUAUCCAGACGGCCGCAUCAGUGUUCGUCUGGGUCACAAUGUGCACAUUGAGCUGCCAUACAAAGGUAAACCAAAACCAGCCAUACUGUGGCUGAAGGACAGCCUGCCUCUGAAGGAGAGCGACCAGAUCCGCUUCAAGAAGACAGAAAACAAAGCCACAUUGAUGAUUAAGAACGUGAAGAAGGAGAACGAGGGUAAAUACACCCUGACCCUUGACAACAAGGUCAACAGGAGAUCCUUCCACAUCCACGUCAUCACACUUGGACCGCCAUCAAAGCCCGUUGGACCCAUCCGCCUGGAUGAAGUGAGAGCUGAGAGCAUCAUGAUUUCCUGGGAAGAACCCAACGACGAUGGCGGUGGAGACAUCGCCUGCUACACCAUCGAGAAGCGUGACACCUCCCAGUCUAACUGGAAGAUGGCCUGCUCCAGUGUACAGGAUACUCAGUUCAAGAUCUCCAACCUGAUCAAGGGCAUCCAGUACCAGUUCAGAGUGUGUGCCGAGAACAGAUACGGUGUCAGCGAGCCUCUCGUCUCACAGAUGGUCAUAGCCAAGCACCAGUUCAGGCCUCCAGGACCAACGGGCAAGCCUGUGGUGUACAAUGUCACCAACGAUGGCAUGACCAUCCAGUGGGAGCAACCCAUCUAUGACGGAGGUACCCCCAUCCAGGGCUUCCACGUGGAAAAGAGGGAGAAGAACAGCAUCAUGUGGCAGAAGGUGAACACUGUGCUGGUAAAAGAGACAGACUACAGGAUCCUGGGGCUCAUUGAAGGCCUUGAGUACUCCUUCAGAGUCUACGCCCAGAACGAUGCCGGCUGCAGCCGAAUGAGUGACGAGAGCAAGCUGAACAUGGCUGUCAGCCCUGUUGAUCCUCCUGGCCAACCUGACUACACGGAUGUGACUAGUGACUCGGUGACUCUGAAAUGGGAUGCACCCAAACGUGACGGUGGCAGUAAGAUUACCAGCUACAACCUUGAGAAACGACAAGGCCACAGCCGCUGGUUCAAGGCCAACCUGACUGAUGUUCACGACUGCCAGUACACAGUCACCGGCCUGGCAACAAACGAGCGCUAUGAGUUCAGAGUGACGGCCAGAAAUGCCAUUGGUGUCGUCAGUCCUCCCUCCAACUCCUCCGGAAUGAUUGUGGUCAGAAGUGAGAAUGCUGCUCCAAUUAUUGAGUUUGGCCCGGAGUACUUUGAGGGUUUGACAGUAAAGGCAGGAGACAACAUCCGGCUGAAGGCGAGCAUCACCGGACGCCCUGUUCCUAAAGUGGUCUGGUACAGAGACGGUGCGGUGGUUACCAAACAGAUGAUGGACAUCAUCAACGUCGUUGGAUCCAGCACGCUGUUUGUCAGGGACGCUGAUCGUACACAUCGCGGCCUCUUCACAGUGGAGGCUACCAACGGAUCUGGAAGCAGAAAGCAGGACAUCCUUGUUCAAGUCCAAGACACCCCUGGCGAGCCGGUGGGACCCAUCACUUUCAGCAACAUCUCCGAAGGGAAGUGUACUCUGUCCUGGAGCGCACCAGAGAACGACGGCUGCUCAGAGAUUUCACACUUCAUCAUUGAGAAGCGUGAAACUGCCAAGAUCUCUUGGGCAUUGGUGUCUGACGAGUGCACCGAGUGCACUUUCCAUGCAACCAAGCUCAUCAAGACCAACGAGUACCAGUUCAGGGUCUCUGCUGUCAACAAGUUUGGACUGGGAAGACCUUUGGAGUCCAGCCCCGUCAUCGCACAAAUGCAAUAUACUGCUCCUGAAGCUCCUGGUACUCCUGAUGCUAUUGAGGUGUCAGGAGAGAGCAUCACGUUGUCCUGGACUCCUCCAACGUCUGACGGAGGAAACCCCAUCCAGUGUUACGUCCUGGAGAAACGAGAAAAGAAGACUGUCCGUUUCUACAAGGUGAUCACCAAGAAGCCCAUCGCCGAAUGCGCUCACAAGGUGCUCCACCUGACGGUGGAUGUGGAGUACGAGUUCCGUGUCAUGGCUGUGAACGAUGCUGGCGUCGGAGCUCCGAGCAACAUGUCCUUACCGAUCAAAGCCGCAGAGCCGAAGGAUAUUCCCUGUGCUCCAUCUGUGGUUUGCGUGUCCGACUCCACCAGCACCUCCAUCAGCCUGGAGUGGUCCCGGCCUGCGGACGACGGCGGCAUGGAGAUCCUGGGCUACAUCAUUGAGAUGGCGAAGGGAGAAGAGGACGAAUGGACGAGAGUAAAUGAGGAGCUUGUGGCAGAGACAAACUACACAGCGACUUCUCUAAAGACGGGCGCGGAGUACAGGUUCAGAGUAGCAGCGGCCAAUCACGUGGGCCGAGGCGAAGAUCGGGAGAUCCCAGAACCUGCUCUGGCUGUCGACAGGCAAACGCCACCGCAGGUGGACAUCGAUGCCUCCUUCAGGCAGACACACAUCGUCAAGCCUGGAGGUUCAGUGAGCCUGGGUGUCCACUUCAGAGGAAAGCCAGUCCCGACUGCUUCCUGGGUGAAAGAAGAAGGAGAGCUGGCUGCCAUGUCAGAGGUCACAAGUACAGACGGCUUCAGCUCUCUGAACAUUGAAAACUGCUCCAGAAACGAUACCGGCAAGUACACGGUUAACCUGGAGAACGCCAGUGGCAGCAAGGCCCUCACAUUCACUGUGAAAGUGAUGGACACGCCCGGACCUCCACAGGCUGUGGCCCUCAAGGAGGUCUCCAGAGGCUCUGUCACACUAAUCUGGGAGCCUCCUCUCAAUGACGGCGGAGCGCGGAUCCAUCAUUAUGUUGUCGAGAGGCGCGAGGCUAGCCGCCGCACCUGGCAGCAGUCUGGAGGCAAGUGCACGCAACACAUCCUGAAGAUCCAGGACCUUCUGGAGGGAGUGCCGUACUUCUUCAGGGUCUCAGCAGAGAACCAGCACGGCGUGGGUGAGGCGUUUGAGAUAACCAAGCCCAUCAUCGCCACAGCCGAGCCGGCGUCUCCGAAGAGGAUGGACAUCCUGGACACCACGGACAGUUCCGUGCUGCUGGGCUGGCUUAAACCAGAGCACGAUGGCGGCAGCCGCAUCCAGGGUUACAUCAUCGAGGCGAAGCCAAAGGGAACGGAAAAAUGGAUGGUGGUCGGCAACACCACAAAUCUCACCUAUUCGGUUGAGAAGCUCAACAAGGGUGAUGAGUACGACUUCCGUGUAAAGGCUAAGAACGAGUCCGGCUACAGCACGGCGAGAGAAACUCUGGUGGCCGCGCUGGUGAAGGAGCCACACAUUGAACCUGCCGCCGACCUCAGAGAGAUCACCAACCAGCUCAUCACAUGCCGCUCAGGGAAGACCUUCACCAUCGAUGUCCCCUUCAGUGGUAGACCUGUUCCUAAGGUCACCUGGAAGCUGGAGGAGAUGAAGCUAAAGAACUCCGACAGAGUCUCUAUCGUAACAACAAAGAACAGGAGCAGCAUCUCGGUGAAGGAAGCCAUGAGAGGAGACGGCGGUAAAUACUUCCUGACCCUGGAGAACGUGGCAGGAACCAGGACCUUCACUAUUGAAGUGAAUGUCAUGGGCAGACCCAGUCCUCCAACAGGACCCGUGGAGAUCUCAUCCAUCACCUCAGAGUCCUGCGUCAUCACCUGGCAGCCACCGGAGGACGACGGUGGAACGCAGAUCACUAACUACAUCGUGGAAAAGCGCGAGUCUGGCUCCACCGCCUGGCAGCUCAUCAACUCCAGCGUGAAGCGCACAUCUCUGGAUGUCAGCCACCUCACCAAGUACAUGCAGUACACGUUCAGAGUCUCUGCGGAGAAUAGGUUCGGUGUCAGCAAGCACACAGAAUCUGAGACCAUUGUCGCAGAGCAUCCUUUCACCCCUCCCGGCGCUCCAACAAGGCCUUCACUUUUCAACGUCACCGCUAACACGAUGACCCUGAAGUGGGAGGAGCCGUACAACGACGGCGGCAGCAAAGUGACAGGCUACUGGAUCGAGAAGAAGGAGAGGAACAACAUCCUGUGGGUGAGGGAGAACAAGAUCCCCUGCUUUGAAUGCUACAGUAAAAUGGAGGGCCUGGUUGAAGGCCUGGAGUACCAGUUCAGGGUCUACGCCAUGAACAGUGCCGGGCUGAGCAAAGCCAGCGAGGCCUCCAAGGGAGCAGUCGCUCAAAACCCAGUUGAUGCUCCAAGUAAGCCAGAAGUCACAAAUGUUACCAGAACCACCGUGUCCCUCAAAUGGUCCGCUCCGCUGAACGAUGGCGGCAGUCCCAUCGUGGGCUACAUCAUUGAGCGCAAGCCGUACACGUUGACCGGCGAGGGCCGCUGGCUGAAGUGUAACUAUACUAAUGUGAUCGAAACUGUGUACACCGUGACAGCGCUGGGAGAGGGCGAGCCCUACGAGUUCAGAGUUGUCGCCAAGAACGCCAACCAGGUGUUCAGCCUGCCCUCAGAGUCCACCGGCUCGGUGCAGUGCAAGACCGACUUUGAGCCUCCAAAGGCGCAGCUGGACAGUAAACUCCUGUCUGAGAUGGUGAGAGUGAGGGCGGGUUCAGACCUUGUUCUGGACGCUGCAGUGGGAGGCCGGCCGGACCCCAAGGCUUCCUGGUCAAAGGGUACCAGGGAUCUGGAGCUGUGUGAGAAAUACCACCUGCAGUACACCCCCACCCGGGCCAUGGCCAUCAUCAAGUUCUGUGACAGAGAUGACACCGGAAAGUACACGCUGACCGUCAGGAACGUGAGCGGCACCAAGACCGCUGAGGUCAACGUGAAAGUGCUCGACACCCCUGGAGUUUGUGAAGGCAGUAUUGAGAUCAGUAAGAUCACGGAGGAGUCGUGCUCCCUGAGCUGGAAUCCUCCUCUGGAGGAUGGCGGCGACGACGUGUCCCACUUCAUCGUGGAAAGGCGUGACACCAACAGACUCAACUGGGUCAUAAUGCACGCUGAGUGCAAGGAGCAGACAUGCAACAUCACCGGGCUCUUUAAGAACACAGAGUACCUGUUCAGAGUCCGCAGUGCUAACAAGUAUGGAGCCGGAGUCCACUUGCAGUCAGAGCCCAUGGUGGCCAGAAACACGUUCACCGUGCCGACUCCUCCUGGUGUUCCGGAGAUCCUUGCGUCAGGAAAGGACUUCGCCACUAUUGAGUGGCUGAAGCCGGAGAGCGAUGGCGGCAGCCCGCUGAUCCACUACCUGGUGGAGAGGCAUGAGAGGAAGAGUGCCCGCUGGGUGAAGGUGAACAGGGACGGAGCUCACUUGGACUCCAUGCUGAAGGUGUGCGGCCUGACCGAAGGAAACAUCUACCAGUUCAGAGUGACGGCUAUCAACAAGGCGGGCGAGAGCGAAGCCAGCGAGGUCUCGCUCUACGUCGUGUGCAGAGUACCGACAUGCACCCCUGCUCCACCCUCUAUCCCCCGUAUUGCCGACACCCAUGCCGACAGCAUCAGCCUGGCCUGGUCGCGGCCCGUGGAUGACGGAGGAGCAGACGUGAUGGGCUACAUCCUGGAGAUGCAGGAAGCUGGAGCAGAGGAGUGGAAGAAGGCCCACGAGAAGGCGCUGCGUACUGCAGAGCUGCUGGUGACGGGACUCUCUGCAGGGAAGAAGUACUGCUUCAGAGUUGCAGGCACCAACAUCAACGGCACCGGAGACUUCAGUGAACCGUGUGCGGAGACGGAGCCGGUGGAAAGACUCGAAAGUCCUGACUUUGAACUCCACGAUGACCUGAAGAAGACCAUCUGCCUGCGCGCCGGUGGAUCCCUCCGCCUGUUCGUGAGCGUCACUGGUCGCCCUGCUCCCGCCAUCACUUGGAGCAAGCCUGGCGUGGACCUCCACAACAGAGGCUUCAUCGAUAUCAGCAGCACAUCCACCACGCUCAUCAUCGACAGGGUCCACCGCUACGAUGCCGGAAAGUACACGCUGGUAGCCGAGAACUCUGCGGGUAAACAGGAAGUCAACAUCCUGGUCAAGGUCUAUGAUACUCCCGGACCAACUGGUGCAAUCAAGAUCAAGGAGCUGACCAAAGACUCUGCCACCAUUUCCUGGGAGGCCCCGUCUGUGGAUGGCGGUGCUCCCGUCAACAACUACAUUAUCGAGAGGCGAGAGGCGUCCAUGAGAGCCUACAAGACCGUCACCUCCAAGUGCAUCAAGACGUCGUACAAGAUCGACGGCCUGAUGGAAGGCAUGCUGUACUACUUCAGAGUCCUCCCUGAGAACAUCUACGGUAUCGGCGAGCCCUGCGAGAUUCCGGACAUCAUCCUGGUGUGCGAGGUGCCACUGCCGCCGCACAAGCUGGAGAUGAUCGAUGUCACCAAGAGCACCGUGACCCUGGGCUGGGAGAAGCCCGAGCACGACGGUGGCAGCCGACUGACAGGAUACGCCAUCGAGGCUUGCAAGUUUGGCACCGACAAAUGGAUGAAGGUGGCCACGCUGAAGACCACGGACUUCGAGCACACCAUCGAGAAGCUGAAUGAGAGCGAGCAGUACUUGUUCAGAAUCAAAGCCAUUAACAGCAGAGGAGCCAGCGAGCCCAAAGAGCUGCUUACUGCCAUCACUGUGCAGGAACAGAGAGUGAUGCCCGUGGUGGACUUCUCCAGUAUUCCGCAGAAGGUAGUGAAUGUCCUUGCCGGUAAGACUCUGGAGCUGGACCUGCCGCUUGUCGGCCGGCCUCCUCCCGUCUGCUCCUGGUACUUCAGAGACAACAAGAUGAAAAACACAGACCGCGUCAAGAUCAAGAGCACCGGCAAGUUCUCCAAACUGACCAUGUCCGAAUGCACCAUCGACGACUCCGGAGACUACUCACUGGAGGUGAAGAACACAGUUGGAGUCAUCACAGAGGUCGUCAAGGUCAUCAUCCUCUCUAAACCCGAUGAGCCUCAAGGCCCCAUCAGGUUCGAUGAGGUAGACGCGACCACCGUCAGCUGCAGCUGGGACCUCCCCCUCAGAGAUGGUGGCGCGCCUAUCAGCGGCUACGCGGUGGAGCAGCGUGAUGCUCACCGGCCCGGCUGGGUGCCUGUCUGCGACUCCGUCAGCCGACCUACCUUCAAGUUUGAGAACCUGAUCGAGGGAGACGAGUACGUCUUCCGAGCGGCCGCCAUCAACCGCUACGGCACCGGAGACUUCCUGCAGUCGGAGAUCAUCACCUGCAAGAGCUUGAAGAACGUGCCUGGACCUCCGGGCCGUCCCACUAUCUUUGAUGUUUCCCGUGACGGUAUGACCGUGGCGUGGAACCCGCCGGAAGAAGACGGCGGCCUUGAGGUUUCUGGAUACAUCAUUGAGCGCAAAGAGGUCCGCUCGGACAGAUGGGUGCGCGCCAACAAGAAUCCCAUCACCAUGACAAGGUACAGGUCCACGGAGCUGAUCGAGGGCCUGGAGUACGAACACAGGAUCACCGCCAUCAACACACGAGGACAGAGCAAACCCAGCCUGCUGUCCAAACCAGCGACGGCCACAGAUCCCAUCGAUCCACCCGGCUGUCCUCAAAACCCAAGGAUCACCGAUACCACCAAAUCCUCCGUGUCGCUGGCGUGGAGUCCCCCCGACGAUGAGGGCGACGCCCGAGUGGACGGUUACCUGAUAGAGAUGCAAAAGGUGGGCGCCAUGGCCUGGAUCAAGUGCAACACCACGCCGUCUCUAAUCUGCGAGUACACGCUCACCAAGAUGCCUCAAGGAGAGGAGUUCAAGUUCCGCGUGAUGGCCUGCAACGCUGGCGGCUCCGGAGAGCCCGCCGAGGUGCCGGGAACCGUCUCUGUGAUGGAGAUGCUCGAAUCUCCGGACUACGACCUGGAGCUGAAAUACAAAGAUGUGUACGUGGUUCGCCACGGAGGCGUGGUCAGACUCUCUGUGCCCAUCAAGGGAAAACCUCAGCCGGCCUGCACGUGGUCCAAGGACAUGGGAGCAGUCUCCACCAAGGCCAUGAUCGCCUCCACGGAGGACGCCAGCGAGCUGGUGAUCAAGGGCGCAGAGAGAAGCGACUCCGGCGUGUACGACCUGCUGCUGGAGAACGUGGUGGGUAAGAAGAAGGCCCAGAUCAAGGUGAAGGUCAUCGGGCGCCCGAGUGCUCCCGAGGGGCCACUGCUGUUCGAGGAGAUCCAGGCCAACUCUGUCAAGGUGUCGUGGAAGACGUCCAUGGACGACGGCGGCUCAGAGAUACUGGGUUACAUUGUAGAGAGACGUGAGGCGGCCAGAAAUGCCUGGUACACCGUAGAUUCCAGAGUGACCGACUCUCACCUGCUGGUGAAGGGCCUGAAGGAGGGAACAGAGUACCACUUCAAGGUGACCGCCGAAAACUCUUUCGGCAUCAGUGCCUCUCUGAAGUCCGAGCAGCCUGUGGUGCCCAAAACCCGUCUCUGUGCUCCGGAGCCUUCCAGCACCCCCCCAGAGAUCAUGGACUUCACCAAGAACUCCGUGGCGUUGGCCUGGUCCAGACCGAAGGACGACGGCGGCUCCGCCAUCACUGGGUACUUUGUUGAGUACAAGAUGGUGUCCGCUGAGACGUGGACACGCCACACAACAUCUAUCAGCUCCACCAUGUUCACGCUGCCCGGACUCAGCCCCGACGCUGAAUACCAGUUCCGCAUUGUUGUUGUCAACGGCAUCGGAGAGAGCAAGGCUGGCCCGGUGUCUGACCCCAUUACAUGCAAGGAUCCAUUUGACAAGCCAAGUCAACCCGGCGAGAUUGACACGGUGAACGUGGCGAAGAACUCCAUCACUAUCCGCUGGCAAGCCCCAGAGUGCGACGGUGGGAAGGAGGUGCUGGGCUACUGGGUGGAGUACAGGAAGUCGAUCGAGAGUAGCUGGAAGAAGUCCAACAAGCAGAGGCUAAAGGAGAAAGAGUUCACGGCGCCCGGCCUGGCCGAGGCCACCGAGUACGAGUUCAGAGUGUUUGCUGAGAACGAGACGGGCAUGAGCCGACCACGCAGGACCGCCACGUGCAUCAAGACCAAGCUGAGCGUUGAAACUAAACCAGGCCUGAGAAAGGAAAUGGAUGAAGUGACAGCCAAGCUCGGCCAGCCCGGCGUCAUGAAGUGCCAGAUUAUCGGCAGACCCGUCCCCGACAUUAAGUGGUACCACGCCGGCAAGGAGGUCGUCGAGUCUCGCAAGUACGAGAUGAGCUCUGAUGGUCGCAACCACUCGCUGUCCAUCACCACAGACCAGCAGGAGGACGAGGGCGAGUACACCUGCAAGGCCAUCAACGAUGCCGGAGAGGCGGAGACCACCGGCACUCUGGUGCUGGAGGCCGCCGCGUCCUUCCACCCAGACUACCAGCUGAAAGAAACCUACUACGCCGGCCUGGGAUCCACCCUGCGCAUCCACGCUGUCUACAUUGGUCGCCCUGAGCCAAAGAUCAUGUGGCUGCACGGGGCCAAGACCCUGGAGAACACAGAGGACAUCAGCAUCGAGACCACGGAGCACUACACGCACCUGGUAAUCAAGAACGUGCAGCGCAGGAUCCACGGAGGCAAAUACAGGAUCAGACUGCACAACCACUUCGGCCGGGCGGACACCGCCUUCAAUGUGGAGAUCUAUGACAAACCCGAGAUCCCUCAUGGCCCCAUCGUGCUGGAGGCGCUGCUAAAAAACUCGGUCAUCAUCAGCUGGAAGGCUCCCGCAGAUGACGGCGGCUGCAUGAUCACUAACUACAUCGUGGAGAAGCGUGAGGACAAGGAGGGCGUUGAGUGGGAGCUGGUGUCCUCCUCCAUCAAUGGCUUAUCCUGCCGCGUACCCAACCUCAUCGACAGUGCUGGGUACUUCUUCCGGGUGUACGCCCAGAACCGCUAUGGCAACAGCGAACCACUGGAGCUCACUGCCCCCAUCCUCAUCAAGAGCCAGCUGGAGAAACCAUCACCGCCUCUGUUGCCGGUUGUUUCUGGCAUCACCAAAGACUCCUGCUUGGUUUCCUGGAAGCCUCCUGUCAGCGACGGCGGCUCCAAGAUCAAGAGCUACUGCCUUGAGAAGAAGCACAAGAAGGAUAAGAAGGAAUGGAGCGACUGGACUCCGGUGACCACGGAUGAGAUCAAGCAGACCGUGUUCUCUGUCAAACGACUGGCCGAGGGUGUUGAGUGCAUCUUCCGCGUGAAGUGCGAGAACCUGGGAGGACAGAGCGACUACAGCGAGGAGACGGCUCCUAUCGUGCCGGCCAUCUCCGUGGAGAUCCGUGCUCCCGCCUUCAAGGAGGAGCUGAGGAACAUGAGCAUCAAGCACAAGAGCAACGCCACUCUUGUGUGCAAAAUCACAGGGCAGCCCAAGCCUGUGACCAAGUGGUUCAGACGAGGAAAGGAGAUCCACUCCGACGGAAAGAAGAUCAAGAUCCAGGAGUUCAAGGGAGGGUACCACCAGCUGGUCAUCACCGAGGCGGACGAGGAGGACUCCACUGUGUACCAGAUCAGGGCCACCAACCAGGGAGGCUCCAUCUGCGCCACAGUGUCUCUGGAUGUUGAAAUUCCUGCCAAGAUCCACCUGCCAAAGAACCUGAAGGACAAGGAAGCCAUCCCCGCCCUGCGCGGAGAAGUGGUCAAUAUCAAGAUUCCUUUCAGUGGCAAACCAGAUCCUGUCAUCACGUGGCAGAAGGGACAAGAUCUUAUUGACAGCAAUGGCCACUACCAGGUUAUUGUCACCAGGUCGUUCACCGCGCUGGUGUUCUCCAAUGGGGUGGAGAAGAAGGAUGCUGGUUUCUACAUCGUGUGUGCCAAGAACAGGUUUGGCAUCGACCAGCAGACAGUCGAGUUGGAUGUAGCUGAUGUUCCCGAUCCUCCACGUGGAGUCAAAGCCAGCGACAUCUCCAGGGACUCGGUCACACUGAACUGGGUGGCCCCAGCCAAUGACGGAGGCAGCAGGGUCAUCAGCUAUAUCAUUGAGAAGUGUCCCACCACUGCUGAGAGGUGGGAGCGCGUUGUCCAGUCCCGUGACACACACUACACCGUUAUCAAUCUUUUCGGAGGAACCAGCUAUCAGUUCAGAGUCAUCGCUGAGAACAAAUUCGGACAGAGUGCUCCAUCCGAGACCAGCGGACCAGUCAUGACCAAAGAGGACAAAUCAAGAGUCCUGCUGUAUGACCGGGAGGUGGACGAUACUGGACAUGUUCCCAGGGGCAAGACUCACUCCGAUGCCAAGAAUAUGCACAACAAAUACGCCAUUGCAGAGGAAUUGGGCAGAGGUCAGUUUGGCAUUGUCCACCGUUGCGUCAGCAUGAGCUCUGAGAAGACCUACAUGGCUAAAUUCUGCAAGGUGAGAGGCGCCGAUCAAGCAAUCGUCAAGAAGGAAAUUGCAACACUGAAUCUGGCCAAACAUACCAACUUCCUUCUCCUUCAAGAGUCUUUCGACAGUCCAGAGGAGCUGGUGAUGAUCUACGACUUUAUCUCUGGCGUUGACAUCUUUGAGCGCCUCAGCACAGCCGAGUUUGAGCUCAAUGAGCGGGAGAUUGUCAACUACAUCAGGCAGAUCUGCUCAGCUCUGGAGUUCCUGCAUGCGGAGAGCUACGGCCACUUUGACAUCAGACCGGAAAACAUUGUGUACACAACUAGAACUAGCUCUAAUGUGAAAAUCAUUGAGAUGGGCCAGUCCAGGCACCUGACUCCUGGAGACCAAAUUAAGGUCCAGUACACCACUGCAGAGUAUGCUGCCCCUGAGAUCCACCAAUGUGACAUGGUCAGCUCCGUCACUGACAUGUGGGCGGUGGGUGUCCUUGCCUACAUUCUCCUCAGUGGACUGAAUCCAUUCACAGCUGAAACCCACCAGCAGAUGAUUGACAACAUCUCCAACGCAGCCUACAGCUACGAUGACGAGUCUUUCAAGCAGGUCAGCGUUGAGGCGUUAGACUUCACAGACCGCCUGAUGACAAAGGAACGUAAGCAUCGUAUGUCUGCAGCGGAGGCUCUGGUGCAUCCUUGGCUGACCAAGCCUGAAGAGGAAAUCAGUACCAAAGCGAUGCAAACCAGCAGGCACAAGAGAUACUACCAGACGAUGGUGAAGAAAGAGUGGAAAACGGUUGUCUCUGCAGCCCGUGUAGCUAGCGGCGGUUCCAUCAGAUCCCAGCGGGGCGUCUUUGUCUCCAAGAUGAAGAUAGCUCCGUUUGAACACGGCCCUGUUGGAGGCCAAAUCGGCCAUGCGGUGGUGAACGAGGGAGGUAAUGUGAAGUUCACCUGCAACAUUGAAAACUACGACAGCACUACUGAAGUCACAUGGUACUGUGGCGUCAGGCAACUUGAAGCUGGUGACAAAUAUGAAAUUGAGUAUGAGGACGGCCUGGCUGUAAUCACCGUCAACAAGGUCACAAGAGCCGAUGACGGCACUUAUAGAUGCAAGGUUGUGAAUGAGUACGGUGAAGACAGCGCAUACGGAGAGCUGUUUAUCAACGGCGUUAGAUCUUACCGCGAAUUCUUCACCACCCGUGUGGUGAAGAAGACAAAGCGCAGAGUCGACACUGCCAGGAUGCUCCAGAAACCUCCGGAGUUCACUCUUCCUCUGGUCAACCGUACAGCCUACAUUGGUGAGGACUUACGCUUAAGCGUCACCAUCACAGUUCACCCUGAGCCUCGGGUCAUCUGGCACAAAUCCGGACAGAAGCUCAUCCCUGGACAAGAUGACAAGAAAUACACCUUCAUCAGCGACAAGGGCCUGUACCAGCUGAUUAUCCACAAAAUUGAGAAUGAGGAUGAUGCAGAGUACAGCGUCGUGGCCCGUAACAGGUAUGGUGACGACAGCUGCAAGGCUCGUCUCACCGCUGUUCCUCGCCCUAAACCAGCAGACCUUACCCUGAGGCCCAUGUUCAAACGCCUGCUCGCUAACACCGAGUGCCGGGAGGGCCAGAACGUACGCUUUGAAAUUAGAGUAUCCGGACAUCCCACACUGAAGUGGGAGAAGGAUGGCAUGCCUUUAGCCUUUGGACCGUCUAUCGAGGUGGUCCAUGAGGGUCUGGAUUACUUCAUCCUUCACGUGAAAGACACUCUCACUGAGGACUCUGGUGUGUACAGAGUCACUGCUACCAACUCUGCUGGAUCUGCCAGCUGCCAGGCCACGCUCAAAGUGGAACGGGUCACUCAUGUGAAGAAGGAAUAUGAGAUGAGUGAAAGAGAGAAGAAAAAGAUGGCUGGAAAGGUGGAAAUGGAGAAAAAGGUGAGGUUGUCUCAGAUUUUAUCUGAUACUGUAUUCAUACCUCUGCCACCUGCGGCAGUGCAAGCUGUCAGGGAGGCAGCCACCAUGUUCAAGCCUGCUGUGACGACGAAGAAGGGCGAAAAGACUGAGGCGGAGAUACAGAAAGAAAAAGAGGAGAGGAAGAAGCGUGCGGAUGAGAAGAGGCUGCGUAUGCCGUACGACGUGCCCGCUCCCCGUGUCAUUAACCCAGCUGCUCUUGAGGAGGACGUGGAAAUAAAACACUUCAAGCCGCUCUCUGACAUGAAGUGGUACAAGAAGCUGCGGGAUCAGUAUGAGUUCCCUGAGCCUAUGGAUAAAAUCAAGCAGAAGAGGAUGAAGCGUAUCCGCCUCUCCAGGUGGGAGCAGUUCUAUGAGGUGCCUAUCAGGAUCAAGGACCAGUAUAAGCCCAAGUGGCGCAUCUCCAUGACUCAGGACGACUUGGAGACUGUAAGACCUGCAAGGCAGCGCACUCCUUCCCCUGAAAUGGAGGCCUACCACCGGAUCAGGAGGAGGUCCCUGGGCGACCUGUCCGACGAGGAGCUCCUGCUGCCUGUGAAUGAGUACCUGUCGAUGAAGAGAACUGAGGAGGAGAGGCUUCGUCUGGAGGAAGAGCUAGAGCUUGGUUACUCUGCUUCUCCCCUGAGCCUCAGCCCGGUGCGCUUCGAGCUGUCGGCCCUGCGUCCCUCGUCUCCCAGAAGACUCUACAGCGAUGUUGAAGAGGGAGAAGAAGUUCGCAGAUACGACUCCUACAGAAUUCCAUCUAAAUACGAGGCUGGCCCUAGUUUUGUUGAGCUUCGCCAGCGUCACGACAAAGCCACACACAAACCUCCGAGACAGAAGCAGAGGGUGUAUGAAGAGAGAGAAGAUCAGGAGCUGCUGCGCCCACACAUUACUGCUCAGUGGUUGUCCACCUACAAGAGUGAGCUCAAGCGCAUGGAGUUUGAGGAGAAAACUCGCACAUUUAAGAAGGAAUCAACUGUCACUGUUACAACCGUCUCUCAGGGUAUUGAAUCUGAGCACCUGACUGCUUUUACCUCAGAAUAUACCCCCAAACCAAUCAAGAAGCUCCAUGUGCCUGAGCCCGAGAUGAGGACAACUCGUGCCUCAGAUAGUGCUGCCAAGUCUGACAUGACUUUUCCCAAAGUCGACUUUGCCUCCAGGUAUGAGGAGAGAAAGCAGGCUCUGAGAUCGGAGAGGAGAUCAGUGGAGAGGAUGCAUGAGGUGGUGACACAGGCUCCCUUCAGUCUCGACCACAGCCCACGUAUAACCAUUAGGAUGCGAUCUCACCGCGUACCCUACGGCUCCAACACAAGAUUCACCCUGAACAUCCAGGCCAGACCCGAGCCGGAGGUCAAGUGGUUCCACAACGGGAAAGAGAUUCGUCAGACGGGCAAAUACCACAUGACCAACAUCAGUGGAGUUCUGACUCUCAAGAUCAACAACUGUGUGACUGAAGAUGCUGGCACGUACCGCGUGGUCUGCACCAACGCCAAAGGAGAGACUUCUGACUACGCAACAUUGGAUGUGGCAGGAGAAGAAUACGCUGCUUUCUCUUCGUUCCGCAGAGAUGAGGAGCCUCCAUCCUCCCAUCUGCCAGAAAUGACCAGGACAGAGGAGUAUCACAUGUCCUCCUCGAAGACCACAGUGAAAGAAAGUGUGACUAAGAAAGAGACCACCACUGUUGUUGUUGAGAAGCGAAGGGAGAAGCCGAGUGUUGCUGCCAAGAUCCUGAACAAACCUCAUUCCCUGACUGUAGAGGAGGGAGCCCUCGCCAGGUUUGAGUGUGAUGUGGACGGCGAACCAGCGCCUUCUAUCGCCUGGUUGCGCGAAGGAAAAGUUGUUGGCUCCUCUUUCCGCCACCACAUCGUCUCUACUCAGUUCAGCUCCUCCUUUGAGAUCUCUGCUGUGGAGACAUCGGACGAAGGCAACUACACUCUGCAGGUGGAAAAUGCUAGAGGCAAACAAGAGGCCCAUUUCACUCUGACCAUCCGCAAGUCUGAGUCCAAGGAGAAAGUAGUGGCCAGAAUCACCUCCCCUGAGGCUAAGUCCCCCGAACCAGUCAAAUCCCCUCACAGAGUCAAGUCCCCGGAGCCAAUCAAGUCACCUCAGAGAGUCAAGUCUCCAGUCUCACCAAAGUCCCCAACACCAAAGUCCCCGACUCCAUCCGAGAAGGAACAUGGGACUUCUCUUGGAAAGAAGCCGUCCUUCUCCGUGGGGCUGAGCAACGUCUCUGCAAUGUCUGACUCCAUGGUCAAGCUCUCAGUGAAGAUGGCCAGAGAGCCUAAACCUGCAAUCUCAUGGACGAAGGAUGGAAAGGCUCUGUCUCAGGGUGGGAGGUUUGAAAUCUUUGAGGAAUACGGCUCAGUUUAUCUUGAGAUCUAUGAGAUGGAGGUCUCUGACAGCGGCGUGUACAAGUGCACUGCUACCAACGCCGCUGGAGUAAUGUCCACAUCCUGCACCGUCACUGUGCGAGGCUCCAGCGUGCCUCACAUCCUGGAACAGCCGCGCUCCCAGACUGUGAUCGAGGGACAGAAAGUUAAUUUCACAUGUGAAAUCUCAGGAGAGCCUUCCCCUGACGUGGAGUGGUUGAAAGACAACAUGACUAUUUCUGUCACAGCCAACAUUGGACUGAGCUGCUCUGGCUCUGUGUACUCUCUGGAGAUCUGUGAAGCCACAGCUGCAGACAGUGGGAAAUACACCAUAAAAGCCAGAAACCAGUUUGGACAAUGCUCUGCAGCAUCCGCCCUCAUUGUCCUCAGUGCUCCGCCAAAGAUCGAAGCUCUUCCGCAGAACAUCAGCGCUGAGCCGGGGAAGUCCCUGUCUGUGGCGGGGGAGUUCUCCGGAGACCCCGCCCCCUCCGUCCAAUGGGUGCGCUCGGGUCGGACGCUCCCCAAAGGGAACGAGCGGUGCAGCGUGGAGACCGCCGACCUGUCCACCACGGUGAUCUCUGCGGUGAAGAAGGCGGACAGCGGGGCGUACACGCUGUGGCUGUGCAAUGAGCUCGGCUCCGACUCCACAACCGCCAACGUUCACAUCCGGUCCAUGUAAAAAAAAAAAAGUUAAUUUAUAUCCCUGCUUCCCUCUUCCAGAACCUUUUUGUUUAGUGAAUUAUAAACGAUAAUCUUACGUGAGAAAGAUCUGGAUUUCUGUUCUUGUAAAUAUGAACUAUUUUUGUACCAAACUUGACAUUAAUUUAUGCCAAACUAGACUCAAGUCUAACGUUGUUAUAAAAUGUGCCAUAUUGGACAAUUAUGACUUAGGAUUUUUGAACCACUUUUCUGUGACAUGUACAUAAUGUAUAUAGCCGAAUUGAACGGUUAUGGGAAAUGUAUGCAUUGUUAUUUAUGACAAUAUGAACUGAAACAAAAGAACAAACGUUUUCACAGGAGAAAGUUUCCUCAGGAACGAAUACCCUGUCAAAGCGAGAAACUAAACUCUGCGCCUCAACGAUAAGUUGAAGUCUUUAAGAUUGCCUCAACAGGUAGAGAGGCUCCCUGUUGACGUUCUGAAACAGAAAGACAAAGUUAUUAUUUGGGAUAUUAGUUUCCUAUGAGUUGUACCGUGAGAGUAAGACCCUGAGUGCUGUUUGCAUCACCCUCAUGUAAGCAGCACGACGCGGCCUUGCCCUCAGACCGACUGAGUCGUACGACGUGAUCGGAUGAGCAGCUGAGAGCGAGCGGCCUGUGCUCUCAGCUCAUUUUAUUUAGAGCGCUGCGUCUGCACGGGACGGCCCGACCGAGUGGCUCCUUCAACAUCUCCUGGCCCUUAGUGACAAGGACCCGCCGGCGGCUCUGCCGUGCACACACAGCGCCGUCUCUCGGAGGAUAGCUAGCUAAUGUGUUUGUGUGUGGAGUGCGAGUGUUUGUAGCUUUUAGUUGUUUCACCUGUCAGGAUCAUCCACCGCAGGGACUCCAUCGCCUGUGAGAGGAAAAGAAGUCACGUUUGCCCUGAACUUUGAUUUAUUGAUCUGUUGAACUGUUUCAUCCUCCUUGAGUUGUAUGCAUUUCUGAUUUAAUAAAGCAUGAUUUCAGCACCAUA